CUCAAUGGGUAGAGCGGCGGUCUAGAUACCCGAACACGCGAGUUCAAAUCGGCAUGCAAAAUUUCAUCACAGCUGUAUGAAUAGUUUCGGAAUGGUAUCAAUUCUCCUUUUUGAUUUUUAACGGUCAAAAUUUUGUGAAAAUUGUUAUUCCGGCGACCAAAAUUAAGCUUUUAUUUCUCCGCGAGAUUGUGAGCUACGCCAACCAAAAUUUCAGGGCAAAUAGCGAAUAUCUGCAACUAUCUGCAUGCCAAAUUUCAUCACAGCAGUAUGAAUAGUUUCGGAAUGGGAUCAAUUCUGGUUUUUUUUUAUAUUUAGCGGCCCCCAUAAGGUGGAAAACGCGGAGUCUCACUAAAAAAUAAACUAUGUUUUGACACAUUUCUUUAUUUAGAGAGCCAAACACGCAGAUGCUGUAUGUCUGUCUAUGUCUCGUUUCGGCAAUUCAGCACAGAGUAUUACAGGCUUCUGUGAUUUCAGUGUACUGAGUGUAGCCAUCUAUUAUGUGGUGUAGCACCUUAUACAGUUAUACAGUCGCUGUAAAAAUAAUGAAUAUACCGCCUAAAUAAUAGCGGCACUUAAUUGAUGCCGGUAAUGCAUAACAUGAACCUUAUUCGUGUUUUGAGUAUCCCCACAUGGGGAUACACAUAUCACUGUGACACCAGGGAUAAUAGGCAAAAGCAAGAAUAGGUAAACUUACGGUACGACGUCACCGUGCCGACGUUAAGUCAGUAAUUAGCAUAUCCGACAUCCGGUCAGGGGCCGGCGUGUAAGAGAGGUUAAGAUGUUCCGGUUUACGGGUACGAGUAUCGCCAUUUUGUUUACCAAUUUUUGCUGAUGUCAGCAUUUUUACCCGUAAUUUCUACCCGUUUCCCCGCGGUAAACAUGGCAUACACGUAAACGACAAAUGGGUAGGGGUGUUUUCUGUUCAUUAUUUGUGGUCCAUUUAAAUAGUAAAAAUUUUCAAAAUCUUACCCAAAUAAAUAAUGCACAUAUGCUUGUCAAAGUGUUCAACAAACUAUGGCGGAUCUCAACAGCGAAAGUUGCCAUUCUCUAAUCGGUUUUCUCACACCGGAAUAUCUUGGAUUUCUUAAGUUACAAGUUAUUCCCAGAUUUACGGGUACGUGCAUGUAUAUCACCCGUACUCGUAAACCGGGAUAUCUUAACCUCUCUAUUAUCAAUGUUCUGGAUCAAUAUUGAAUUGAUUGAUUUGCACACAUCACAAAAAAAAACACAGACAAAAGCAUAGCAGAAGCGUAGAUUUACCGCAAAACACUACACUACAGCAGAUGGGUUUGUCAAGCACUUGUAUCUUGUAUUUGGUCGCAAAUUUGUAAGUAGAAUCGAUCCAAGAUAAAGACUCAUGAGGUCACUUGUUUCGUAACGUGUAUGCUCCAUGUAUACAGCUAAUUCAAUUAAGGUUGUCCUUCCAAAAGCUUAAACCUUAAACUCUGGGGGCACAAGGGACGAUGGAUUAUUGCUUAUUUAGACUCAUAAACUUUAAAUUUAGCUUUGCAAGAAUACCUAAGACAUAUAUAAGACUCACAUCAGAAAACAUACUUGCUGCAAAGGCAAGUUUCUGAGUUUAAGGUCUACUUGAUGGUGAAAACCUAUCAUCGCUUGCGCGCUCAAAGUUUAGUGUUUAAGGUUUUGAAAAGAUAACCUUAAUUGAAUCAGCUGGAUGUGGAGUGAAAGUGCAGACAAAGAUGGCGGAAAUCAAUAUCCAGUGCCAGUCCCUUUCUAAUAAUAUAAUAAGUCAUUCUCGUACCCAGAGCCCUUCUUACGCGCGGUACGACGAGGGGCUCUGGCCAAAUCCAUAACCGGAUACCAUAAAAACAUGGUAAGAAAACAAUGUCUGGUGUUAGAACUAGCCAAUCAGAUGCCAGUUCGGAAUAUGGAUUUGGCCAGAGCCCUUCGUCGCACCGCGCUUACGAAGGGCUCUGGGUACGAGAAUGUAUAAUAAGUUUGUCACGGUUACAUGUUAUUUAUAGAUCAACUAUAUGUUUAUCAUUAUUACCGAUCAACAACAUGUUAUUUAUAGAUCAACUUUAAUAUGUACAAAUCAACUUUAUGUUAACAUUGACAAUAGGCUGACAGUACAAUAAGCUUACGAAGAUAAGAAACAGGAGAUAAGAAACAGGAGAAAGGAACAGGAUUUUCGUCUCAAUUGACACCUACAUAACCCCUAAAAAGGUUACCACCGCAAGGAUUAUGCCAAAAUUUCGUGUUUUGAAUUCAAUAUAUUAGAAUUGAACCAUGAUUUUAUGAACUGAUAGCUUGAUUAGCAAUAUAGUCAGUUAGAAAAACACUGGAAUUAGCCUUUCUCACGCUGACAAAUAUCCGCCAUUUUUUGGGUGGCAUCUAAUUCUCGUUAACCAAUGCAGACAAUUAAAACAAUGUGAAAAGCAAUUUUUCAAAAUAAACUAACCAUUUUCCAGGGUGCGAUAAUUCAAUAUUUUUAGCCGUACCUGGCUGGUACUCCGACAACUUUUGCCGCGUACCUGAUCUGGUACAAACUUAAGAGUCAAGACGUACCUAAGACUACUUCCGAGCCAUGCGUUUUUAUACCUACAUAUACUUUACUGGUCCAAAAGCAAAAAAUGUAUGGGCAAUUUUGUACAAGUGAAUCUUUAAUUAUGGUAUUUGUACAACAUAAUAUAACAGUUUUCAAAGCGUCGACGUUGUGACUCGAAUGCCAUCGCCCAUUUACAUAAAAUUAUCGUUUGAGGAUAACGAUUUUAAAAUCGCUCACCCGAGCGAUUUUUUUUUCAGUCGGACGAUGACGAUAAAUUUUUUGAUCAAGCGCAAAGAUAACCUUUUGGCUUUUUUCAUCCCAAAAUAUGUCCGAUGCGUGGAAUUUACAUGUACAGCUAAAGUUCUUCACGGUUUUGAAUACUUUGGCAGGUUUCUAGUUAUUGCUAGAAGGAAAAUAAACAAAGAAGUACCAGACCAUAAAUUUGGCGUACCUCCGGUACGUUGGUACGCGAAUUAUCGCACCCUGCAUUUUCAAAAUAAACUAACCAUUUACAAAGCAAAUUUACCAUCAUUCAUCCAAAAAAUUAUAAAAAGUUGUAUCUCGCAGACUUCUGCUGAAAUGCCACCCAAAAAUGGCAGCGUGAGAAAGGCUAAUUGGUUUCACAUUUCUCAUAGAAUGACUGUUGUCGCUCCAGAAUAUAUAGAUCUCACCGACUAAACCUCACCACCGAUAAGAACACCAUCCGUCCGAUCAAGGACAUCACCGCCCAAGAUAUCUAUAUAACUCUAAUGUCCUAUUAACCCCCUCAGUCUGAACAGUUACUGGACGCCCUUCAAAAUUACUCUACUUAGGAACAAUAAUUUUAGCCGAUCUUUGGUCGGUAUACCAGAAUCGGAAAUUGUCAUAAAAGCUUGUAAAGCACUGCGAAGCUUUCUCUGUAAAAAACUAUGAAAGUGUAUAACCUCGAGUCUUGAUAAGCUUAGAUACAUUUGAAGGCUGUUCUGAGUUUCCUCCGUGCAUUGUAUUGCACCUGAAUAAUUCAAAAGUUGCAAUAUAUUGUUCAUGGAGUCGAACCGUUUUUCUGAAGUUAGCUUGCUUCGUAAUGGACAUGAAUCUGGAAUGGAAGAAACAAGAGACAACUUAUUUACACUCUACAUUUAAGCCGACCUGUGAGCAAGGUCGUUACAAGUAACGAAAUUGUGAGUAAUCGUAAAAAUGUAAAUUUUUAGGUAACCGUAACGGUAACUAUAGUGGCGUUUUGAACAGACUGUAACUAGUUUUUGUUACUUUUCUGACCAAUGUUUACGUUUUUUUCGUUCAUGUCACGUUUAAAUAUAGUACUUGCUAUUUUAUAAUACUUUGUGUUUGUGGAAACACCACGCAAAGUUAUUACUGCAUUUGAAAUUUAAUUAAACGGUACGUCAACCACACCAUUUCAAACGUAGUGAAGUGAUUCUAAUUAACGCGCGCGCAUCCAAGACAAGAGAAAUUAUUAAUAUUUUGCACAUUAAUUAAAAUUAUAAAGAGAGCACGCCACGUACUAUCUAGUGGAUUUCCCUCCUGAUCUAUAGUAUUGUGCUUCUCGAUUUCAAUUGGCUCUCUCAUUUUGCGAGAGAACUUAUGACUAUCAAUCGCCAAAAUGGUUGCUUCGUCCAUUUUAUACGAUGGUAUGUUUAGGCGCAGCAAAUUGAUCUUGCUCAGCUUUCUCGCAAUUCGUCUUAAAGAGUCCUGGUCAACCACAAUGCAAUGCGCGCUUUUGUUUACGUUUUUCUGUUACUUUUCUCAGUUGUUGCCGCCAUUUUCGAGGCCACAAAAAUGGCUGCUUCUGGCCAACAACGUAACAGAAACGUAAACAAACGCACGCAUUGCAUUGUGGUUGACCAGGACUCUGAUUUCGACCAAUUUCAGCAAUGUAAACCAGACCACAUUCACAAGGAAUGCGGUACACACCAAGUUCCCGAGAUUCAUUUACGUUGUCCGUAUGUGUACAAAGAGCUCGAAACAAUUUGUUUUCACUGUUACGGUAACCUUCAUGCCACCUUCGUUCUUCGUUUUUUUGUGAAGCCGGACCACUGUAUGGUAGACAAACAGAGGACUGAUGUUCAAUCUUCUGCUGUACACUUUGUGGUGGUUGCAUAUCUAUGAAAUGCCGGGAUAACCAUUCAUUUUUUUUAUGCAGACAGAUUAAGUACGUGGAAGACAAUAUGUCCUUCUUGUAGGUCUAUUGGCAGCCCUUCCUGUUGUAGUUAAUAAGCGGUGAAGGUGUAUUACUGCAGGGUAACAUUGUAAGGUAACACUGACGAUGAAUUAGAACAUUAAAGAAAUGUUCUAAAAAUGAAUGGUUAUCCCCGGCAUUUCACAGAUAAUGCUAUGCAACCACCACAAAAUGUACAGCAGAAGAUUGAGUAUCAGUGCUCUGUUUGUCUACCAUACAUUGGUCCGGCUUCACACAAAAUCGAGAGGAUUUUGAAGAAAAAAGCAGGUAUAAAGGUAUACCAUUCCAGUAAAAACAAAUUGUUUCGAGCUCUUUGCACACAUAAGGACAACGUGAAUGAAUCUUAGGAGCCUGGUGUGUACCGCAUUCCUUGUGAAUGUGCUCUGGUUUACAUUGCUGAAACUGGUCGAAAUCUUUCAAGGAACAUAAGACGAAUUGCGAGAAUGCCGAGCAAGAUAAAUCUGCUGUGGCUAAACAUACUUGGACUUACGACCAUCGUAUAAAAUGGGACGAAGCAACCAUUUUAGCGAUUGAUAAUCAUAAGUUUAAUUGAAUUAUCUGUCAAUGUAAUUAUUAAAACCUGCAGAUACAUCUUUACUUUAAACAAGUUACAAAAAUAUAAAAAAGUAACUUUUAAUUACAAGAAUCGUGAAGUAACUUUGUAACGGUAACUAGUUGUAUUUUUAUGUGUAACUUUAACCAAUAACUAUGGUCAGUUUUUUUUAGCAUGUAACUGUAACUAGUAGUUCCAAAACAUAAGUAACUUUUACAGAACUGAAUUUAGGUACAUUUUUCUCCGAUAAAUACACAGCCCUAACCCUAAUACAAGGCACUUUUACCUGGUUUCAUCAGAACAUGCAGUUUGCUGUAGAUAUCAGUAUUUCUAAACAGAUGUCGCCAUAUUUCACAAAUCUGUACGAAGUGUUGUUGGGUGAGGGUUACUUCAGCUGCGGUGGUCCAACGUUCUUGGUGGUCGAACAAUGAGGCCAAAAGACUGGUAAACGACGUAAAUAUUUCUGCAUUCCACAUCUCUAAACUAUCAGAAGACUGAACAGUUAGAGAUACAGACAAAGGUUUGAAUUAUCUUACAGCUCAAUGACGUAAUUGUUUACAAAAUAGUAUCAAAUUAUUAUAUUUACAAUAUCAAAGUAUAUAAAAUGUAAUAUCCAAACAUUUUACAUUCAUUAUCUAUAAUUAAAUUUAUUACACAAGGCAAAGAAAUAACGAAAAACUGCAGUUGUCAUACAGUAUUUUAAUAAAACACAAAACAAUAGACAUUCCGAAAGUUGUAAACAUUUUCAUUCUUUACGUUUCGACUAUUAACUAUUUAAGUCAUCUUCUCUUCUUCUCAAGAUAAACGAGUUUUUCGCUUUAUUAGUGUAAGUAAAAGAAAUGUUGAAUUCUUUUAUUGUGUUACGUUAUUACUUGAAUCUCUCAAUUCACAUUUCUCUGAGUAUUUUCUAUAGUCUUUCGAAACAUCUUUUUGUUCGCGUUUAUGCAGUUCUGUGCACGGUCAAUGAACACGUUGUAUUUCAGCAGAAUGAACGAAUCAUCCAAUAGCAACGAUUCAGUUCAGUCAUUCAACCAUGUCAUUUAAAUAUUAAAGGGGCAAUGUCACCGAUUUUUGACCUAAAAUGCCUAAAAACUGAACUACAAACGUAAAUGGAUUAAGUUAUGGCAUAUGAGUCAUAUUAAACAACUUUGAACUUCCACGCAACAUGUAACAUAACUUUUUCAUAAAAAUUAGCUAAAACUUGAAAAAGUGUCUGCCAACAUUAAUCAAGAUUCCAUUUACAAUCCAUCUCAAUCCUGGCGUAAUCUUGCCCAUCCAGACUUCUGUACAUGUUUUUUGUGUCUGUUAUUGCUUUAUUUUGUGCUUACACUCAUUCUUUUUCAGUUUUGGGCAAAAUUUGCGAGGGUUGGAAUUGCUCAAAAAUCGGUGACAUUGCCCCUUUAAUAAACCUAAAACAAAGGUUGUGCACGGUGUAAGGUGCGACUCAACAUAAAAUCCCAGCUCAUUAAAACCGCUUUGAAGUUCACUGAGUUUCCAGACCAUGUCUCGAAAGACUAUGAACAAUCUCGUUAAUAUCUAUAACCUCUACAUGUAUAUACAUAGUACAAAGUUACCUUAUCCUUGACUGUAAAACACUUAGCAAAACCAGCAGCAAUUCAGAGCAGACAUUCCUGGGGACAGAUGAUCGAUGGGUUGUGACAUUGUCAUUGCUGUUCUUCUCACCACAUGAUCUGGUUUGACCAAUCAACGUGAACCACAAUGUUGUUAAUAUAUCCACAAUCUGACAAAAGUUGUCUGAGAUAUUGCUGGUCAAACAAAAGUAAAUAAAAUAAUUGAGUAUGGAACUCAGUAUAACUAGGGAUCCAAGGAUAGUGUAAAGUUUCAAAUUGAAAAAUAUACUGCAAGAACUAUAUAUAGGGUCGCCGACAACCUAGAAAAGCUGAUGGCUUACACUACGAAAUAAAUAGUUACCAUAGGCAUUUCAUCUCAUUAGGGGCGGACCAUUAGAAAAGUGAUGGGGGGGAAGCAAAAAUAAAGAUCGAGCAGGGAAAACAGAAAGGAAAAAAAUUCGUGCACCAAAAAGUUUGAAAAAAAUUCGUGCAGAGACUUUUCAAUAGGGAAAAUUAUAAUUAUAGGGAAAGUUAAAAUUAAAAAAAAAUCGUGCAAGGGAUUAUAUUUCAAAAAAUUAUCGACACAAGCAAACAUUUAAAAAAAUAUUCGUACCACACCACCCUCCCCAUCACUUUUCUAAUGGUUCGCCCCUCUGUUUUUUUAAUGCGUUCGGCACAUGAGUAGCGCAAAGCCCAACACAUCAAAAACAUCGUGCCUCGCGGAACUGAUACAAUUUAUUUAUUUAUUGUGACGCUAUUGCUACACGGGACAAUUCGAAAUUUAAAUUGUUUCACCAACAACCAAAUUUUGCAUAUUCUAAAACUUCAUUUGCAUUGGAAGCUGUCGCUAAAAGUAUCCCCACGAGGCUACUGAUAUGCUAAACUUAUUUAAAACUAUUAUUAAUAUUCCCAUCUUUUAGCGCCCAUAUUGCACAUUUGACUAUUGUCUCAGUGACAACUUUAAUUGAAAGAGCUGCAUAAGAUACGUUAAAAUUUCACUCUCUUCAGUAAUUUUAAUCAAAAUCACUAAUGUUGGCACAGCUGGAGGUUAAGGAAAUUAAUUCCAGCACUUUCAAGGACUUCUACUGAUGUUCAAGGACUUUCUAGUCCUGAAAUUAUUUUCUUCCAAUUCAAGGACUUUCCAGGAUUUUCAAGGCCCGUGGACACCCUGUAUAUAGAGUAGGGUUUUUAGAUUUAGUGACGGGUUUUUGUCUCUGCGCAGCAGAUAUAUCGUCGUCGUGUCUUACAACACUAGCCAAUCGAGAGCCAAUCGAGAGCCAAUCAGCGACUCAGCCAAUCAGCGACUCAGAACUAGCCAAUCGAUAGCCAACCAACGACAGCCAAUCAGCGACUCAGAAAAUUAUGUCACUAUUUCAUUUAACGAAUACAUAAUUUAUUUGGAAUUCAAAAUAGCCGCCUUCGAUGGAGUGAAUAUAUGUUUUCAUAUACGAAAUUUAGGUGUCUAUACUGUUGGAAGUGUACAUAAAAAUCCUUGUAUUUCCACGUUUUACUUUGCCACAUAACAGUAUUUUUUCGACUACAAUGAAUAUAAGCUUAUGAUGACUGUGUAUGGUACGUAUACUCUGUAAUAAUGCCUUGCGUCGUGUCGAAGACACACAUGUCCAUUACCUAUUAUGCAACAAUCAUUCAAUUCAACAACAACAACAACAACAACAACAACAACAACAACAACAACAACAACAACAACAACAACAACAACAACAACAACAACAACAACAACAACAACAACAACAACAACAACAAACAACAACAACAACAACAACAACAACAACAACAAACAACAACAACAACAACAACAACAACAACAACAACAACAACAACAACAACAACAACAACAACAACAACAACAACAACAACAACAACAACGACGACGACUAGAAACUGUCAACAUUUUGCGCAGAUACAUGUACGCCUAGCGUACCUAUUUUUGUAGAUGGAAUUUCCCACUACGAAAGCGCUUCAACUGUUAGUUCUAUCGAGCAAGAAAUGAACUUCACCUGUUUGCGCUAAUUAAUAAAUGUAACCACGGAACAAGGCCAUAGUUUUGACACAGAUCAUAGACUGCUGCAUGAUGUCGACAAACCACAUGGAGAAUUUUCAAUGUUAGCUUCUAAAAUGAUGAAAUGAAAUAGAUUUUGCAAUAACCUACAACGUGGCCGUGGGAUCAAUCGUGCAGUCUGUGUCGGUAUUUGUAUUAGCAUUUCACAAGACAAUUAGCAUACCAUAGAAUAUGUAAUUAUGUAUAAAGGGCUGUCUCAUGAUUAAGCCAGCAUCAUUUGGAAUGCAUACUUGUACGAAGAUAGACCGGUUUUACUGUUAGAUAUAUCUUAAUAAAAGAUUCAUAUAAACCACGACGUUACAUGGUGUCAGGAGUGGGAUCUCCUUCAUCAAAGCUUUAGUCAAGCUUUAAGCUUUUGACGAGGGAAAUAUAAUUGAAUUGAAGUAAACAGAAACAAGUGAAGCGAAACCGUCGAAAUAUGUCAACUGCAGACAAGAAUAGCGACGAGUGUAAAAUGGCAGAUAUAAACUUUCAAGCCAGACUAUCGCCACCGUCAAGACUCGAACUAACUGGUAACCUAGCUGUGAACUGGAAGAGGUUUCAGAGAUCGUGGAAGAACUACGAAAUCGGAUCACGACUAAAAGAAUUAAGUUUGGAGAUGCGAACGGCAACGCUAUUAACAUGUAUUGGACCGGACGCUUUAGAUAUACUCGAGGGACUCGAUUUCGAAGAGGAGUCACAAAGAAAUAACAUUGACAUUGUCAUGGAAAAGCUCGAAGAAUAUUGUGUGGGCGAAACGAACGAGAUAUACGAACGAUAUUGCUUUAACAAGCGGGAUCAGGAAAUUAACGAAACAGUUGAACUCUACGUUACGGUCCUUCGAAAGUUGGCAAAGACAUGCAAUUUUGGGACUCUUGAAAACAGUUUGAUAAGAGACCGACUCGUUGUGGGCAUUCGGGACAAUAAUAUACGAAAAAGAUUGCUUCAAGUUUCAAAGUUAACCCUGAAAGAUGCCAUUGACAUAUGCAGAUCAUACGAAAGUACGUGUCUGCAGCUGAAAGCGAUGUCACAAGAAGCAGAAGUUCAUAAAGUUGACAAAGCGAAGCCUGGUUUCGAGCGAUCUCUGAAACGAGUUGGAGGUGAGGUAAGCCGUAAAGUUAUAACAUGUAAAUUCUGUGGGAAGUCUCACCCAAUGAACAAACUUAUGUGCCCAGCAUGGGGAAAAAACUGCAACGCAUGUGGCAGAAAGAAUCAUUUUGCUGUGAUGUGUAGUGUAAAGCCACGGGAAAGGCGGGAAUCUCUAAAGUGGGUCGAAGACGUAAAUUCUGAUGAAUAUAUUGCAUGUGUUGAAUUAAAAGAAAGUGUGUGCGCUGUUGAGGUCAGCCAAAACAAAGAUAAAGUGUUUGCUACAAUGUUGUUGAAUGACAGACAUAUUCGUUUUCAGCUAGAUAGUGGGGCAACUGUUAAUGUAAUUUCCCAGAAUGACUACAGUGAAGCGUAUGGCAAGGAGAGCCUAUUGAGUUUAGAAACUACGAACGCAACUUUAGUAAUGUACAAUAAGAGUGAAGAGAAGCCGUUAGGAAAGAAACGGGUGAGAGUGGUAAACCCCAAGAAUGGAAAGAAGUACAGUGUUGAGUUUGUUGUGGUAAAAGGGAGUUGUACCUCACUCCUUGGUGCUAGAGCAAGCCAGCAGAUGGGUCUUUUGUCAGUCAAUAGAAACAAUAUUCUAGCGAUAGAAACUCAAAGUGCUGAGAAAGUCGAAAGCAUCACGAGUUUACACCACAACAUGGGUUUACGAUACAACGCGGUGAUGUCAAAAGAAAGUAUGUUGGGAGAGUUUUCCGAUGUUUUCGCUGGAGAAGGAAAGCUAGAGGGAGAGUUGCAUCUCGAAAUCGACCCAUCCGUAACACCAGUGCAACUACCUACGAGAAGAGUACCACUGGCAGUCAAGGAAAAGUUAAAGACGGAGUUAUCUCGUCUGGAGAAGCUUGGUGUCAUUAAAGCAGUAGAUGUUCCAACAGAUUGGAUCUCAGCAAUGGUGGUGACAAUGAAGAAGGACGGACGAAUCAGAGUGUGCGUUGACCCAAAACCACUGAAUCGAGCACUGAAAAGAAACCAUUACCCGUUACCAACCAUAGAAGAUGUGCUACCACAGCUGGCCAAAGUAAAGUUUUUUACAGUGUUAGAUGCCAAGAAUGGGUUCUGGCAUGUCUCUCUGGAUGAAGUGAGCAGUUAUGCUACCACAUUUGGAACACCGUGGGGACGAUAUAGAUGGUUACGAAUGCCAUUUGGUAUCGCACCAGCUCCGGAGGAGUUCCAGAGAAGAAUCGAUCAAGCUCUUGUAGGAUUGAAAGGAUGCAAUACCAUCGCUGAUGAUAUCCUCGUAUUUGGAUGUGGAGAGACAUCGGAAGAAGCAUUGGAAGAUCACGAUUUCAAUCUUCGAAAUGUUCUGGAGCGGUGCCGAGAGAAAGCAAUAAAGUUGAAUGGCGCCAAAGUACAAUUCAGGUGUGAAGAAGUGUCAUACAUGGGACACACAUUAACCAAAGAUGGCUUGAAACCAGAUGCAAGCAAAGUUAAAGCAGUGGAGGAAAUGCCACCACCAACUGAUAAAAAGGGGGUACAACGUCUGUUGGGAAUGACCAACUAUCUGCAGAGAUAUGCCCCAAAGCUGGCAGAAGUUACAAAUCCUCUGCGCGAGCUGACGAAGAAAGAGAGCGACUUCAUUUGGGAAGAAUCUGUUCAUGGCCGAGCACUGGCGGAGACAAAAAGAAUGUUGACAACGGUACCAGUUCUGAAAUAUUUUGAUCCAACGAUGAUGCCAGUCCUACAAUGCGAUGCUUCAAUGCAUGGGCUUGGUGUUUGCUUGAUGCAAGACGGACAGCCUCUUCCGAUCUAUAUGCUUCUCGAUCGCUGACCGACACUGAAGUCAAUUAUGCUCAGAUUGAAAAAGAGCUUUUAGCCAUUGUUUACGGCAUGGAAAAGUUCGAGACGUACGUAUACGGUCGAAAGGUGUUGGUCGAAUCGGAUCAUAAACCGUUGGAAACGAUAUUCAAGAAAAGUCUUCUGUCUGCCCCCAAACGUCUUCAGCGAAUGUUGUUAAGGCUUCAAAGAUACGAGUUCGACGUCACGUACGUGAAAGGAACGCAACUUAUCAUGGCGGAUGCAUUGAGUAGGGCUUUUCUCUCGCAUCCAGAAAUAAUGCGUGAUGGGGAGCAGGGUCCGCAAGUACUCGCAGUUGACGAUGUCGUAGUCGAAGAUGUUAGAUCUCCCACUGAGAUUGCAACCGAACAGGUCAACAUGCUUCAGUAUCUGCCUGUCAAAGAAGAAACCCUUCAGAGAAUUAAAACAAGUACACGUGAAGACCCCGAGCUUAAGAUUCUGGAGCAAGUGAUCAAGCAAGGUUGGCCGGAGUCAAAGAAGGAAGUUCCAGCACAGGCUUUGAAGUAUGUAGCUUUCCGAGAAGAGUUAACAGCGCAAGAUGGAAUCAUUUUCAAGGGAGAACGUGUGGUCGUACCUCGAUCCUUGCGUAAAGAGUUCACAACGAAGGUCCACGUUAGUCACCUGGGGAUUCAAGCAUGUCUCAGACGAGCUCGGGAAGUAUGGUAUUGGCCAAACAUGAAUAAAGAGAUUACAGAGUACAUUUCAAAAUGUCAGACAUGCAAGACAUACUCUCAAGAGCAACAGAAAGAACCCAUGAUUCCAUAUCCAGUACCUUCUAGACCGUGGCAAGUGAUUGGAACUGAUCUGUUUGAAUUCCAAGGAAGAAACUAUCUUGUCACCACAGAUUACUAUUCAAAUUUCUUUGAAGUUGAUAGAUUGUAUAAUACAACAUCAAAAGAAGUUAUUUGUAGAUUGAAGGCUCACCUAGCCAGGCACGGUAUACCAGACAGAAUGGUAAGUGACAAUGGACCUCAGUUUACCUCGGAAGAAUUCAGACAAUUCGCCGAUGCUUAUGAGUUUCAACAUGGUACGAGUUCGCCUGAUUAUCCACAGUCGAAUGGAAAGUCUGAGAACGCUGUAAAAACUGCAAAACGAAUAAUGGAGAAGGCGUUGGCAGUUGGAGCAGAUCCCUACCUAGGAUUCCUGGAUUUCCGAAAUACUCCAACUGAAGGUUUGGAUACGUCACCGGUGCAGCGUCUGUUUGGUCGUCGGACAAAAACACUCCUACCCACAUCCAGUAGAUUACUGUCGAUGAGAAAGGACGAUUCGAGUACGGAGCGAAAGUUGAACGAUAGGAAAAGAAAACAAAUGUUUUACUAUAACAAAGCGUCGAAGAGUUUAAAGCCGUUAAAGGAAGGAGAUACAGUGUUCGUGAGACCGGCGAGGAGAUCGAAAGAGUGGAAGCGAGCUACUGUCAACAAAGCAGUGGGAAUUAGGUCAUAUGGGGUAACUACGGAGCAGAGAAGCAAGAUAAGAAGAAAUCGGAGACAUCUGCGUUUAGCCAGCAAUGAACAGUCUCCGUCAAAUACAGUUAGUGCGAAAGAUAUCGGGGUGUACGUAGAUCCGCCUAGACCAUUGAUAACGGACAGUAAUCAGAGAGAUCAGCCUGAUGUCGGAGAAACGAGAACAACGAUGGACAAUUCAAGACCAUUGACAACCGACAGUAAUCAGAUAGACCAGCCUGAUGUCGGAGAAACGAGAACAGAGAUUGAUGAUUCAAACGACAGUACCCGGGUAUCCCAGUCUAGGAACAUGCAGUCCCCCAUACGGUAUAGUUCGAGAGGGCGUGUUUUAAGAAAACCUGUUUACUUAAAGGAUUAUGACUACUAAAAGACAGAUGAACUUUUAAUUAAAUUAGUGACUGUUUACUAUUAAAAUUUAGUAAUUAGAACUUGACAAUAACUUGUUGGUGGACUUUAAGAAAUUUAGCUAUCCAAUUGUUAGCACAAAAAAAAAUAUAGAGUAAAGUGUAGUUAGGAUUUAAUUAUAGGAUUUAUUAAUUAACGAUAUAGUUAAUAUUGUGUAAAAGAACGGAGAUGUGUCGGUAUUUGUAUUAGCAUUUCACAAGACAAUUAGCAUACCAUAGAAUAUGUAAUUAUGUAUAAAGGGCUGUCUCAUGAUUAAGUCAGCAUCAUUUGGAAUGCUUACUUGUACGAAGAUAGACCGGUUUUACUGUUAGAUAUAUCUUAAUAAAACAUUCUUAUAAACCACGACGUCACAUUUGUGGGCGUGGGUUCGAAUCCCACACCUGACACCAUGUAACGUCGUGGUUUAUAAGAAUGUUUUAUUAAGAUAUAUCUAACAGUAAAACCGGUCUAUCUUCGUACAAGUAUGCAUUCCAAAUGAUGCUGGCUUAAUCAUGAGACAGCCCUUUAUACAUAAUUACAUAUUCUAUGGUAUGCUAAUUGUCUUGUGAAAUGCUAAUACAAAUACCGACACAGCUUAAUCCCAGAUCCAUGCAUGUGCAGAAUUGUGGUCCAUAGAUUAUAUUGACCUAAUUCCUGAAGCCCAACGCGUGUAUUAUCACCUGGGGGGAGGCAGCAUGGGCAUCGUCGUAACCAAAAUCCAAAAGGAAAAUACCUAACAACAUAUAUCCGGACUUUUUGGCAUCUCAUUCGACUGAAUGUUGGAGGAAUUUCAUAUUAUAAUAACGAAAGUAUAUUCAUGAGGUUUGAAAUAAUCUGUGUAUUUAAAUUUUAAAACAUGUUAAAACAUCCAAUAAAACAUAUUAAGAAAAAUAGGUACGCAAUGCGUACAUGUGGCUAGCCUGGUAAACUUUAACUCCCCAAACCCUCCUCCAAACCCAGAAAGCCUGCCAUGCUGGUUAACUUUAAAUUUAAUAGUAAUAAGAAGACACACCACGAUGGUCGGAAUGCGCAAAUUUUCUGCCACUUGUGCAGGCUCAUUUUGUCAGUUGAGUUUCACGGUACACUUGAAAAAUACCGUGUCAUAUCUCGUCUCUUCCCAUGUAAAUAGCGAAUCAUGAAUAACACUUGAAUAAACACAAAUAUGUCAAUUUGCGCGCUAGGCUUUUGAAUAUAACGAUUGUAAAAAGUUUCCGUGUGAUCUAUUAGCAAUUUAAAAGAUAUAAUGCAAUAUUACUAAACUGUAAUACUGCCAUAUUUAUUUAAUCUCGCGUUUGUUAUUUGCGCAACAGCAGUUUUGCCAUGGAAUUAAAAUUGCGUGUCAUAUGAUAUUUUAAUAGGCAAAUAGCGUUUGAGAUAUAGCAAUAUUAGCAAACAAACACACUGAAAUAUUGGUUAGCACACCAACGUUUGCCACUUUUAAUGCAAUAUUAGUCAACUUAUAAGAGAACGUGAGACAAAUCAUGCUGAAUUAUUCGACUAUAUAACUCCUAAGACAGACGCAAUAACCUUUAUAGGUUUAUUACAAAUAUGUAGAUAAACUGUAAUACUGCCAUAUUUAUUUAAUCUCGCGUUUGUUAUUUGCGCAACAGCAGUUUUGCCGUGGAAUUAAAAUUGCGUGUCAUAUGAUAUUUUAAUAGGCAAAUAGCGUUUGAGAUAUAGGCCUAGCAAUAUUAGCAAACAAACACACUGAAAUCUUGGUUAGCACACCAACGUUUGCCACUUUUAAUGCAAUAUUAGUCAACUUAUAAGAGAACGUGAGACAAAUCAUGCUGAAUUAUUCGACUAUAUAACUCCUAAGACAGACGCAAUAACCUUUAUAGGUUUAUUACAAAUAUGUAGACAUUUGAGACGCCGUCAAUGUCUGAAGAAAGGUAUACUUAAAGCCUUUAAAUAAACGAGUUCGAUGUUACGAUGUACAGUUUCUGGUCUUUUACCAUAAUUAUCCAAUGCUGGUUUUAUUCGCUGCAUUAUAAACGUACCUCCUCCAAACAAUACCCCUUCUUUAAAAUACCAAACAUUUCGAAUGCAAUUGAGAUAUGAAAUCUCAACAAGAAGACAAUUCAAGAUGGCAAAUGGCCCGCAAAUCAGUCAAAAGUGCAAAUCAAAACCCAUAUUUACACGGCGAGUACGCGCAAUUUCUGAUCGGUUUCGUCACCAUAGGUUGAAGCCAUGAAGAUAAACUUUAUUUUAAUUUUCUGGUUUAACAACCUCACCAGUACUGCGUCGUAACAAACUAACAACAUCACUAGUAUUGCCUCGAAAUGCAAAUGUGAAAUGUCGGCAGAAAAAUACGGGCGCUUCCGAUUGCUCCCGAUACUUUACGAAAAUCCGGACUGGACACCAUGAUCAUCAUCGCUCAUCGCGUUUGUGUAGUGUGUACUAUGUGAUAAUGGCUAGCCCGCAAACGGGCUAGCCACAAAAACCAUGCACGUUUCAAAAAGACAAGCGUUAAGCCUGGUUUCGAUAUGGUCGUAACAAUCGUAAAGAUUGAGUCACGAUCUUUCUCAUCAGCCGAAAUACAACAUUUGAGAACUGAAAAUACGCGGAGUGAUUAUAACUAUAGAGUAUAAUUAUGAUUUAUAUAUGUGGUUUACAGGUAUAAACUAUUAUAAGCUGGCCGUCGAGAAAGAUCGUGACUCUAUUUUUACAACCAUUACGACCAUAUGGAAACCAGGCUUUACUGGAUUUCUAUUACUCACUUUGUUUUGAAUUUGCAAUACAGACUACAGCAACGUUCAUGUGGUGACUUUCUUCGGGGCUGUGUGUGAUUUGUAAUUGUGUGUGUAAAAUUGUCUUUGUGUAGUAUUAGCAUUUUCAUCCCAGGAAAUUAUAUUUCUGGCCCGGGAAGUCUCAGAUAAUUAGUUAUAAGGUAAUUCUGAAUUUUGACUGUGCAUCCAAAUGACGUUGCCGGGAUAAACUGCAGUUGAGUCAUAACAUGUAGCUGAGACUGGAAGCAUAUAUAUGUAUGCCAAAGUAUUGGACCGUUCAAUCAUUAUUUGUCAAUAACCCAUUACUGUAAGAAGGGAGCACUGGCACUCAUACUUUGUCUUGCGUGUAAAACAAGACAAAGAACCAUACACUUACAUAAUUUGAACCCCCACCCUUCCACAAGGGGGGAGGAGAAAAAAACAAUCUCAAAUAGACAAAAAAGGGAGAUGAAAACCGUUUGGUAAUAAUAAUUUAAUUCGCCACCAACACCAUUUACUUAAUUCAAGAACAUAACUGGGGUUACUGAAAAGGGGUGGGUUGGUUUAUAAAACGGGGUAUAUGAGCAAAAAACUGUCAUGACAAUUAACCCAUCAAAUUUCGCUCUCUGAAACAGUUGUCAUAAAAGGGCAAUUUGAAAAAUUUUGGAAAGGGGGGUGGGUGCGGGCAUUGGUACAAGGGCAGAUAUAAUCUAAAAAUGGGGAUAAAACCCUUUCUGUUACAGUACUUUUACUAAAACCCUUUCUGUUACAGUACUUUUACUUAAAGGGAUACAGUACUUUUCUAAUUUAAAGCAAAACAACCAUGCAGAAACAAAUUGUUUUCUGAGCAACUUUUUGCAUAUAAUGUAUGUAUUCAAAUGAUGAUUGAACAGUUGAAUACUUUCAUAUGCACACUGUAUUCGAAUUUUGGCAGUCUCGGCUACAUGUUAUAUUUUAACUGCAAUUUAUCCCAAUGCAGAAUAUGUCAUUUGGAUGUGCAGUCAACACUCGGUAUUGGCUUAUUUAAUUGCUGGCACUGGGCUAUUCCAUUUAAAAUACAUACUGCUGUCUGCAUCCCCUCCCCCAUUGACUGGAUUAACCCCUAAAGACUUCAGCGUUUGCCCCUGAAGAAUUUCAAAUGAGGAAAUUGCAUUGAAAUGGCAAUAUAUAGAAAAUAAAAUAUCAACAUUGGACAUAAAAUCUGUCAAAAUUGUGAUGGUGACAUUCAUCCCAUCCUGACAGGGCCCCUUCAUAUUUUCUCAUAAUAACUAUAAGCACUUCAGUAUAGAAGACUCAAAACUUAAGUGGAACGGUGACCUUGAACCGCUUAAGUGUUUUAUUGCGAACGAAUUUAACCUAUCUGGAAAAUGGUCUUCCCCUGGCGGCGAGGUGAAGCUGUUUACGAACGAGAAUGAAGUUUCCAGUGAGGAUGAGAUUGUCAAAAUUAAAUGGUACCAGAGUAAGAAAACCUUGUUGUUUGAAGGAUCUAGAGCUAAGCAUAUGGAACAGGAUAUCUACAGGAUAAAACAAUCAAACUCAAGCUUCAAGGAGGGAGAAACGUGCAACAGGUUUGAUACUUCAAAUUCAAAUUUGCAUAAUAACGAUAAAUUUGUUGAAGCGAUUAAUGACUUCAAGCUUCAAAUUCAACAGCUUAAGGGUGUUAUGGAACAAAACAAAACUGCCAUAGCUAACCUUGAAACCGUAUGUCAAUCCUCAUCGAAUAAUACUGCAUAUAUUGAACUACACACACUUAGAAAAGAAUACGAACUUAUUUGCUCUGAAAAUGCAAUUCUUAAGAAAGAAAACGCCGAAUACCUUGAACGCAUGAACAACUUAGUCUAUAUUACCUCUGAUUUAAAUACAAAAAUUAAAAUAUUUGAAGAGGAGAAGGCUAGCUUAGUAACCUCAGUGCGUCUCGUAAAUGAGGACAAACGGCAAUUAAUAAUUGAAGCUAAGCGCUUAGGAAAUGUUUACGAACCGGAACCGUCCUCUGAAGUCUCAAACCAAACAACGCAUUGCGAAAGCACACAAAAUGAAAACCCCAUCGGUAAUAAAGGUCAAAAUAUGCGAACGAUUGAUAAAUUGCAUACUACGAACAAUGGGAUUAUUCCAAUCAAGGUGAACAAUGGGGGUGAGUGCAAUGUAAACGAGGGCGAGACUAAUGACCCUGUUAUCCUGGUAAACCUCAUUGAAACUGAUAAUGCAAUCCAAAGCAUAAGCAUGGUAAUAAUCCCAUUGUGUCAGCAGAAGUUGCAACCUCUAUUAAAUACGAUAAUAAACAAGUAAGAAACAACAAUCAACCCACUUUUGCGGAGGUAGUGACAUCUAGCCCUGCAUUUAAUACCUGCAACACACUUGAAAAAUCUCCUACCAACAAAUCCCAAAACAAUUCUCUGCAAAUAAUCAAUGAUCCAUCUAGUGACUUUGCUGACGGGUUUAUUGGUGUUGACCGGAGACGUAACAGAGUUAAGAAAUUCCUGUUAAGCGGGAUAGCUGAAAACGUAAAAGAAUGUCAAAUUGUUUCCUAUCUGAAACAACGGAAUAUAACACCUACAUAUAUUUCCGUUUUUCCAAGCAAAAGAAAAGGUACGACAUCGGCUAAAAUCCAUUUUCGUUCGGCCGAUUGUUCGUUAGUGCAACAACAAAAUUUCUGGCCUCAGUUUGUCAACUGCAAGAUUUGGCAAUCAAAAGGAGAAAUUAGAUCUAAUAUUACCCAUAACGGGAAGUUCUCAACUUAUGUAUAAUGGAGCAAAUAGAAGUCAGAGUUUCGUCACGUAAUUUUGGUUGCCGUGUGAGGCAAAGAAGGCGUACAGAAACGCGAGGUGUCAAUUAUAACAAUCUAACGCGUAUUAGAUGCACAAAUAAUUAUAAUGAAAAAAACAAAAAACAAAAUAAAGCUAUACUCCCGAGAAUUUGCUGCUUGAACGCACGCUCAAUUAAUGGAAAGGUUGAUGAACUUGCAGCAUUUAUGUCCGUCAACAAAGUUCAUAUAGCCGCAAUUACGGAGUCUUGGUUGACUGAUGAGAUAGGGGACGAUCAAAUAUCGAUUGGUGGUUAUGUAAUUCAUCGUAAGGACCGGACACAUGGCCGUGGGGGUGGGGUUUGCGUUUAUGUGUCUCAGCAGAUAUCCAUUACGCGAUACUUGGAAUUAGAAGAUUUAAAUCUAGAGUGUAUGUGGUUGUGGGCUCGACCACCACGCCUACCGAGACCGCUAUCUGCAAUCGCAGUAUGUGUAGUGUAUAAUCCACCGGACAAAAGUGUGCAAGAACAGAGGGAACUUUGCGAUUACCUUGUGUCCUCUAUUGAUACUAUACGCUCUAAAUACCCUGAUUGUGGUAUAGUCGUUUUAGGCGAUUUUAAUCGUCUCAAUAUACAGGAUUUAGUUACAAGUCACAACCUUAAGCAAGUCGUCACGCGUCCGACUAGACAAGAUUCAAUCUUAGACUAUAUUAUUACGAACUUGAAAUCCUUUUACAAAACACCGGAUAUUUCUGCUCCACUUGGAACAUCGGACCAUAAAGUAAUCAUGUGGAUCCCAAAAGACAUUUUUAAGGAUAAUAAUAAUACGUGUACAAAGCGCACUGUGCGUCGAUAUCCUCAGUCAGGUUUGAAUGGUUUUGGUUUAUGGUCAACCAGGAAUAAAUGGUUUAGUGGACUCGGACUCAAUCCAUCGUCGGAUGAGUUAGCGUCAUCUUUUACCAAUGAUCUGAACACUGCAUUCGAUCAUUUUUUCCCAGUGAACACAAUCAAAUUUCAUCCCACGGACAAACCAUGGAUUACUGGGCACAUAAAGCAACUUAUUAAAGAACGCCAACGUGCUUUCCACACUGGCGACGCGCAAUUGUGGCGCCAUUACAGACGGAAGGUCCAGAUAGAGAUUAAAACUAGGAAAAAUAAUUUCUAUACCCAAAAAAUCCAUAACUUGCGAAAAGACGAUGUCCGUCAAUGGUGGCACACUAUUAACACAAUGUCAGGUAGAGCGAAAAGUCAACCUCAGUUUACAAUUGAGCGUGACGGACAGUUAUUAUCGGAAGGUGAACUGGCAGAGUCUCUAAAUGAUUAUUUCGUAAGUGUAGCAAGUGAUAUCCCACCACUUGAUAUUUCAAGCCUUCCAACAUUCUUACCAGCUGCGGUGCCGCCUCCUACAAUUUAUCCUCAUGAGGUUUGUAGUAAGCUCUUAAAACUUCAGACUAAUAAGGCUAUGGGCCCGGACAGUAUUCCAUCACGAAUUUUAAAAGAGUUCGCCUACGAACUUGCUGAGCCAGUUACAUCAAUAUUUAAUACAUCUUUGUCCUCUGGACUAGUACCUGUUUUAUGGAAAGAUUCUCCCAUCAUACCCAUUCCUAAAGCGAAACAAACCCAGGUUGAGAGCGAUACCCGCCCCAUCGCACUUACCCCUGUGUUAUCGAAAGUACUCGAAGACUUUGUGGUUAGUUGGAUGGUUGAGGACAUAGGUGGACAAAUCGAUAAUCGUCAGUAUGGCAGCCUGAAGGGAACAUCUACCACCCUCUGCCUUCUAGAUCUUAUCCACAACUGGCUUUCUAAAAUGGACAACCCAGGUCAUUACCUUAGAGCUUGCUUUCUGGACUUUAGCAAAGCUUUCGAUAGAAUAGACCACAAUAUUGUUAUAACAAAAUUGAUCGAUUUGGGAGUGCGCCGUUCAAUAAUCCCUUGGAUUUGUAGCUUCCUUUCAAAUCGCCGCCAGUGUGUUAAGCUGGGACAGUGCGUGUCCCGAUGGCUUUCAACUAGUGCUGGGGUCCCACAGGGUGCCAAAUUGGGUCCAAUCCUUUUUGUCAUAAUGAUUAAUGAUUUGAAAAUAGUAUCCCCGCGUUCCAGUAAUUGGAAGUACGUAGACGACGUGACGAUAUCUGAGAUUGUUCCAACAAGGGAGGUAUCUAUACUACAAAACGAAUUGGACGCAAUUGGUAAUUGGACAAGUACCAAUAAUAUGAAAUUAAACCCCAAAAAGUGUAAAGAGAUGAUUGUCUCCUUUCGACGAGAUAUUGAGCAGCCACCACCCACCUUAGUUGUUGAAACCAUUAGUCUUGAAAGAAUAGAAUCCCACAAAGUAUUAGGUUUAACGAUCCAGAAUAAUCUGAAGUGGGAUUUGCAUAUCAGUGAGAUAGUAACCAAAGCAUCAAAAAGACUACACAUCUUACGAGUUCUCAAGCGCGGUGGAGUUUCACCGUUUCAUUUACUACGAGUACAUUUUGCACUUAUUAGAUCCCUGCUUGAGUACUGCUGUCCGGUAUGGCAUUCAUCAUUGACCAUUAACUUGUCAGAUAAAAUUGAACGGGUCCAGAAGCGCACAAUGCGAAUAAUCUACCACACAUUAAGCUAUGACGCUGCUCUGGACCAAGCUAAAUGUUCGACAUUACGCGCAAGACGUGAUGGUUUGUGCAUAAAAACUUUUGACAAAAUCAGACAGCCCGAUUCACGCCUUAAUCAUUUAAUACCACCUUCUCGGGCCAAUGGACACAAUUGUAAUUUAAGGUACGGAAAUAGAUUAACACUGUUUCCUUGUAAGACGGAGCGCUUUAAGAAAAGCUUUUUUCCUACUAUGUGUAUUCAAUCACAUAAUUUAUAAAUUUUGUAAAUUUAAAAGUUCUUUCGAUAUUAAUUCAUAGAUCAGUAAACUAUUGUUGUAAUAUAAUGCCAGUAACACAAGGUACUUUUUAAUAUUUUUAACUAAAGUUUGUAAAUAAUUUCGCAAUUCGCUUUAAUCGAGCGCGACGAUUUUAUAGUAAACCAUUAAUAAUAAUAACAUUUGGUGAUAUUUACGCAAAAUCUUGAUAUUGUUGCAAAUGAUUUGAAUUCAUGUAUAAUUGUUAUUUUUCAAUAACAAUUUAUUGGCCAUAUACAAAUUCAUUGUGAUAUCCGCCAUGUUGAAACUGCGACAAUUCAGGACAGAGCCGUUCAGCUUCAAAUCUGACAAAAAAAUGAAAGAUAUACAAUAGACCUAUAGGUUUAAUUCAAUUCAAUAUCAUAUCCCGUUUCGGCCAUGCAAAAGUUGCCGAAAGAAAGGUUUUGAUAUAUGCGAUAAAUAAUAGUAAACUUCAUUUCAAGAUUGUUUUUCUAAUUAUAAGAAUAUUAUUCUAGGAUGGAAAAAUGUUAUUCUUAAAAUAAGAAAAAAAUUCUCUCCAAUAUUUUUAUUGCCUAGUUAUAUUUUCUUAUUUUAAGAUUUUUGUUCUUAAAACUAGAUUUUUUUCCUGAAAUAUUUCUUGAUAAGAAAUAUUUACUUAAAAUAAGAAAAGUAAUUUAAAAAAUAAGAAUAUUAUUCUAGACUAGAAUUCGAUUUUUUGCAGUGUGGGCAGUUAUUAGUGUUAAUCGAUCUCACCCACGAUCGUUUUCUAUUCCGCUCUUCGGCUAGGCACUACGUUCGUAAACUAUGGAUUUUCACAUCAAGGCAUUCCUUUACGGCCACUGAAUCCCUCCUCGUCUCACGUGCGGUCAACUGAUCUUGGUUAAACUUUAUCAUGCGCUUCAGAUUAGAUAUUGAAUUAACUUUGGGAACGUUUCCCAUUUUCCGUCUCAGUGAAGACCUCUGUUCUCUUGAUUUGCUUCGCUUUGCGGGAUAACAGAAUAACAAACUUUAAUAUAUAUAUCGUUCACCGUUUAGCAUUUUAGCUUCGCACAACAAUCCCUCUCGCUGCUGGUUUCGUUUCACGGCUGUAUCGGAUGAACGAGGCAUGAUAGUUCCUUUGCUUACAACAGUAAAGCACUGUCCACUUCCUUUAUACUUAUGUCCUUACUUGGUCACACAGUGGGCAAAUAUUUUCACGAUACGUUUGUUCGCCACCACAGUAACCCAACUAAAUAUAUUACAUUUAUUGUAUUUUAUGAUUUAUGAUAAAAAUAAUAAAUAUAAUAUAUAUUUUGUUGGGUUGCUGUGGUGGCGAACAAACAUUUCGUAAAAAUAUUCGCCCCCUCUCCCCUGUCAAGUAGCCCACGAGGAGUUUUCGCGAAGAUUGCGCGUGACUUUCAAAUUAUUUUUAAACUUGUGUACUUGAUUCUGAUCCUAAAUGUGUUAUGGGAGGUUUUCCUUUCAAGUGCAACUAAUGUUUUCAAUUUUUCGAUUGGGACUAUUCUACAAUGAGAUACAUGUACUCUUGGAUACUGUAAUCUAAAUACAUAUGAAGGCGAAGAAGUGACAUUUCUCGGGCAGAAAGUGCCGAGCCAUUGCAAUGACAGCAUAUUUGACAAAAUAUCGAGGGGCACAAUAUCGAACGACGUGUUUUGGUGAGGAGUAAGUGAACUAAAAUGUAUUAUAUUUAAACAAAACAAUGACAAUCCUUAUAAAAUCUACAAUAAUUAUAUUAAAUUAAACAUAUUUUUUCAUCCCAUGAUAAAUUUUUUAGGAAAUAAGAAAAUUCAAUCUCUGCCGGGUAUAUUGUUUAUUUCAUGCAUACACUGUUAAUUUCAAAUAACACCAUAAGUGGUGUUACGAAUUUGUAUUCCCCAGUGUUAAAUUAGCACUGUUUGUGGAGUGAGAACAUGAGGUGUUAAAAUAACACCUUUUUGGUGGUGUUAAAUUUAGCACGCAGCACGAGUGUUAAAAUAGCACCUUUUUGGUAAAGGUGUUAUUUUAGCACCCUUUUUCGGUGCUAAUUUAACACGACAUAAAUAAAAAUAUUUUGCAAAGUGUUAAUUUAACACUCAAAUUGUUUAACACCACUUUAGAGGUGUUAAAAUAACACCCACUUAAGGACAGGUGGUGUUAAAAUAACACCGGUUUCUGGUGCUAAAUUCUUGGUGUUAAAAUAACACCAUAAGUGGUGUUAAGAAUUUGUAUUCCCCAGUGUUAAAUUAGCACUGUUUGUGGAGUUAGAACAUGGGUGUUAAAAUAACACCUUUUUGGUGGUGUUAAAUUAGCACGCAGCACGAGUGUUAAAAUAGCACCUUUUUGGUGGUGUUAAAUUAGCACUGAGCACGGGUGUUAAAAUAGCACCUUUUUGGUGGUGUUAAAACUGUUCGUGCAGUUAGAAUAACAUAUAUUCUUAAACUAAAUUACAGGUAUUUCGCCAAAUUAAUUAAUUGGCAAAUAUUUAUCCGAAUAUUAUUUACUGUUAGCAUGAAACAGCCGCAUAUUAAUUUACUGGCAAAUUAUAAGCCAUUUCACAAAUGAAACAUUUGAAUUCAGAAGUUAAUACUUUUAGACAUAUAAAUAAUAAAUUAACAGAAAUAGUUCCCAUGUCACAUGCAUGUGUCCAUGUAUGUUUAUGCAUUUCAUCAUACAGAUUGGAAACUGGCAAAAUUGGACCUCAAAAUAUCGCAUUUCAAAUAUCAUAACACGCUAUAAUUUGCAGCAGUAGCAACACAAUAUGAAGAUAACACACAAUGAAGCCGAAAUAUUUGAAUAUUCGCGCGCCGCAUGAUCGAGCUUUCAACCAAUGAGGAUAGCGCCGCCGUGAAAUCUAAUACCUUCUUCUCACAUCAAUACUGGCAUUUAUAUAGUUUGUGGUCGUUUGUAUGGGAAUAUAUCUGCUAUUGUGGUGCGAGGGUUCUAUUAGGAUUGCUUCUAAGUGUCAGUGCGAUGGAAGCGAUACAAACUGAUUAAAAUGGCUUUAGUAUAUUCAUAUUUCAAGCAUAAAGAUGGCUUUAAAACAGUGUGAGGAAGAAGCGAGCAAGGUUGCUGUUUGUAUUUGAAUGACAAAGGUCUGGCCGCCAAUGCAAUUCAAAACGUGUGGUUCACAGCGUCAAUGCUUUAGAAUUAGUUCGCCUGUAACUUCAAAGAUGUGAUAAACGUCGAAAGGAAUAAGGUGAGUUAUUAUAAUACUGCGAGAAUUAUAGUGAUUGUUGUCUGCGAUUGUCGUAUUUAUAAUACGACCGCCAUUAUGCUGAGGCUAUUCUCAUUGCCAUUGCAGUCUCAGUUAAGAAAACUUGCGCGCGUUUUGAUUUACAAGUACUGUAGUUUUGUCUGAUUUAUCUUGCGUUUACUGCUUUCAUUUCAAUUAUAAAGACAAGUAUUUUAGAACCUGAGAUGGAAAAUCGGGAAAUGGCUGUUAAAUGCCCAACCUCAACUAUAUCAUAUACAUAUAGGAAUGCAAGAUUUUGUGCAUUCUAUUCAAAUUACGCACAACAACACAGACCAACAAUACUUUAUUCAUUAAAUUUCAAUGGCAAACCGAAACGGUAAUGUUUUAUAUUGAUUACUGAACGAUGGAAUUUAUUUUAUUAAUACUGUCUGUGAGAUGAGAUACAGUAUACACUACACAGCUGGACCUGAGCUGGUGUUUCAUGAAUAUUUUUGCCAACUCGAAUUUUAUAUUUGAUUUUUAACCAUUAAUUUAAGCUGCAAUGUUCCCAAAUAUACCUUAUUUUAUUGUUUUAUUCUGGCUAACGCAGACAAUUUUUAUCUAAUUUGCCAAGGGGAUCUUAUACCGUAAACCUCCGACUAUAAGCCCUGGGCUUAUAUACUUUCGUAAGCGAUUUUUGAUGGGCUUAUACAAGGGGGGGGGGUUAUAUAUGCGGGGGGCUAAUACAUGGAUGAUCUUUUGUGUUAGUAAUAAACAAAUCAGACAUAAACAAGUCAGUCAUAAACAGGAAAAUAUACAUCCAUUAAUAACAUGCUUUGAUUAACAUAACAUAUAGUCGGCUAUAAAGACAAUGACAAUGUUUUUAAAUAUCGUUCUCUGCUAUAUUAAAAGACAAUGAAAAUGUUGAAUAACGUAGUGUGCUACUGGGCUUAUAUUCGGGGACUUAUAUUUGGGGGGCUUAUAUUUGGGUGUGCUUAUGUUCAGGGGGGGCUUAUAUUUGGAAUGAAUUGAGCGUUAGUAUAUGUGGUGGGCUUAUAUUCGGGGGGGCUUAUAGUCGGGGGGGGGGCUUAUAGCCGGAGGUUUACGGUAUAAUGACAGAGAUAAUUUUACCUAUCAUUGGGCUAUCAAUGGGAGAGUCCUGAGUAUUAAUAUUUAAGAGUGAAAAUAUUGAUUAUGAUAUAAUGUUCACAUUAUAAAAUCCCCAAACAUAAUUCUCUUUCUCGACCAUGUCAAAAGAUACACUAAACCUAAUAAGUUCUUAUUGCAACAGAUUCUCAUUUUAAAGUAGACGAUGGCUUCCCUGUUAGAUACUGUACUCCUUUUGAAAAAUAUUAAUUGCUACAUGUAGUGUUAAGGUGAGAUGGCACACCUCUUAUCCGUCCUGGACAAAUGACCCAUUUGACACUUGGUAACAUUAUAAUGAAGUAGUUUUUCAUUCUUGAAAUGGCGAUGUAUUGACAUGAAUUUUCAAUGUUAAUUAACACUAUAAUGGGGGUAAUUUUUCUUUCUUAAAAUGGCAAUGUAUCGAUAUGAUUUUUCAAUGGCAAAAUGCAAUUGGACUGUACGGGCCAGUCUGUACCAGUGACUAAUUAUAUAGUUAAGCUAGGUGACACUUGCUCGAUGGCUUCCCUGUUAGAUACUUGGCUACUCUCUGUUAUAUACUGUGCAUACUCCUUUUGAAGUAAUUAAAAUUGCUACAUGUAGUGUUAAUUAAGGUGAGAUGGCACAUCUCUUAUCCUACAUCAUUGCAUGUGAUCAAUGCUUAUUUGUCUCAACAAAGAGAUGGUUUGCGCUCUAGCUAGCUAUCUCCUUGACAAUUAGAUAACGUCCUGGACAAAUGACCCAUUUGACACGGGUAACAUUAUAAUGAAGUAGUUUUUCAUUCUUGAAAUGGCGAUGUAUUGACAUGAUUUUUCAAUGGCAAAAUGGAAUUGAACUGUAACAGUGAUUAAUUAUAUAGUUAAGGGACACUUGCUCAAUGGCUACCCUCUGUUAUAUACUGUGCAUACUCCUUUUGAAGUAAUUAAAAUUGCUACAUGUAGUGUUAAUUAAGGUGAGAUGGCACAUCUCUUAUCCUAUCAUUGCAUGUGAUCAAUGCUUAUUUGUCUCAACAAAGAGAUGGUUUGCGCUCUAGCUAGCUAUCUCCUUGACAAUUAGAUAACGAGUAGCGUAAAGCCAAUCAGAAUACAGCAUUUGCAUUAGAACUUGACAACAUUUAAAAUUACUAAAUAUAUAUACUGUAUAGACUAAUGUGAAAAUGAAUACUUUUAGCAUGACGACCCCAUUGUCCAUUGAUGAAGAAGUGAGGAAAUCAACCUAUAGCUAUCCUUCAAUCUUGGCAUCAGGUGACAUUGCAUCCUUGGACCCAUUGUACAUUGCUGCCGUGGGGCAAAUUUACUUGCGUUUUGCUGGUAAAAAUAUUCCACAUACUUAUUGCUACAUUCCAUGUUCUAAAUAUGGAAUACACUCCAGGUGUUUCGAGUGUUUAUGCAUCUCUAGAAUUUAGAAGCUGUCACCUUAAACCGCCCUGCUGAUGCCGAGAACAAAAUUUCUGUACAACAACUUUUAAGUGAGCUUGGACUCUGAAAUUAAUCGUGAUAAAUACUUAGUUCAUAUAUAAAAUUCAUGCAUGUUAAAGGUAUUUCUUGUCAGCGAGUAAUUUAUAAUAAUAACCAAUUUUGAACCUAUAUUUCUCUUUUGUGUGUGUCUUAAUGUGCCUGGUUGAAAGUGUUAAAUCAACACCUUAAAUCUGGUGUUAUUUUAGCACCAGAUAGGAAGAGGUGUUGCUUUGGCACUGCCAAAUCAGGUGUUAUUUUAACGCCACACUAUAGGUGUUAAAUCAACUCUUAAAACUGGUGUCACUUUAGCACUUAAAAGUGGUGUUAGUUUAACACUAUAAACAGGUGUUAAAUUAACCCCAAAAACUAGUGCUAAUUUAACACUAAAAUGGGUGUUGUUUUAGCACCAUAACUAGUGUUAUUUUAACACUUUUUUAGUGGUGUUAAAAUAGCACCAAAAAGUAGUGUUAUUUUUUACCUAAUUUUUUAACACCACUUUUUGGUGUUAUUUUAACACCCUAAAAUUAACAGUGUAUACAAAGCCGAAGUGACAACCAGCACUGCCAACAACCAGGAAAAGAAAAUAUACAUUGGCAUGACGGCGGGCGAUUUCAAAACAAGAUACCGCAAUCACACUAAGUCUUUCCGACAUGAGGAAUACAAGAGCAACACCGAACUGUCCAAGUACGUCUGGAAACUGAAGUCAGAAAAAAGUCAGUAUACAAUAAAGUGGUCCAUUAUGAAGAAAGUCAAAGCAUACAAACCAGGAUCUAAACGGUGUAAUUUAUGCCUCGAGGAGAAAUUACUUAUUAUGAAAGCCAAGAAAACUGAAUGCCUGAACAAACGCUCUGACUUGUUUUCCAAAUGUAGACAUGUAACCAGACACCUGCUUAAUCAAGUUGUAAAAUGAUAACCUAUAUUUAUUAUGAAUAUUGAAUAAUAUCUGUCAGUUGCCUGAUGAUCGCGUAAAGCGUGAAACUCAGAGUAGCGACGCAAACAUUCAAACCUUGACUGAAUUAUAUAUAUAUAUAUAUAUAUAUAUAUAUAUAUAUAUAUAUAUAUAUAUAUAUAUAUAUAUAUAUAUAUAUAUAUAUACAUAUAUAUAUAUAUAUAUAUAUAUAUAUAUAUAGUCGCUGCGUUACCCAAAUUUGCACUAAUUUGUGCAAAGGUAACGCAGCGACUUAUGGGAUAUAUACCCCUGGUGCCCACUGCACGCCGGGAAUUUUACCCUUUGCGUAGCAUUACACAUUCAGACCGGGCUAGUUUUCUCAUGUGCUGGGCAACUUGCAUCUAUAUACCAAAUUAAUGUCCGUCUUUUCCUUGGACAGUUUGCAUUAUCCAUCUCUAUCUAAAAGCAGGAUGUCCGAAAAUAUGCAAAUUUGCUUACGUGCAGUGUCAUAUUGCUCAUCGCAUGCAGUAAAGGCAGAUUGGUUCCAAGUCGAAAUUAUCUUUUAAAUUAACUUUAUUUUUCUAUAUACGAAUCGUAUCAAUCUUAAUUUUUACACUAACUGUUUACUACAAUCCUAGACAAAACCACUCGGACAAGCACAUGGAAAAGGCGCCUUAAAUUCAAAUGUCUGAAUAUAAUUGCAAAUACUCAUCCCCCCACCCUUAGAACAAUGUUGAUGAGAUGGGAAUGUCUUCUGUGAUACAUACAUAAUAAAGUAAACAACAUUGUGCUGGGGGAACGGGGGUUAAGAGUUAUUUACAUCUUCUAAUAAAAAAAUACCUCGCAGCUAAGGUGACAAACUCAAUUUAGACCAAGUUGUCCGCAUGAGUUUUGUCUAUGAUUGUAGUUCGCCUAGCUAUAUAUAAGGCCAAUCUACAUAUUUAUGCACUAUUAAUAAUUGUCAUUGUUCACGCGAUAAUAAGGUUGCGAAAUAAGGCCAAGGUCUGGGAACGGCGUACGAAUGACUGUGCUUGUAUAAUGAACCACAUUGUUCUAUGUUCAGAAUAUAUAUACUCAAGAUCAUUUAUAUACGUCGAUUACUACCAAACAACGGUAAAAAUUGCCAUACCAAUCGAAAUUAAACGCAAUGCUAAAAUUAAAUACUAUAUCAAUAUCUACAUAUGCCUUAUCAAUGUUCGUUACGCAUGAUGAUAUAAACUAUUUUCUAAAACGUUCGCUCCUACAUUGAUUUGUUGCGAGUUUAUUGGAAGCCCGUAGAUUAUAAGUGAAAUAGUUUUCAAUUUGGAUUAGGUUAGAUAACAAUGAAAGCUGGAAAAGGACGUUUUUGUUAAAAAAGUUUGAACAUAUAAGGAUUCAUGUCUUGCAGCCAAGGUUGCAAGGUCAAACACUGGUAAAGCGUCGCUGUACGAAAGAGUUGGAUAAAUUAUUUUGAGAGUUAUUGAACGGACUCCUUCGAUAUCAUUCGUUGAAUAUUCAGGAAUGCUAUAUAGUGCCACAGUCGAGCAUCAUAGUACUCUACAACUAGUCUCACACAUGUGAUAUGAGAACAGAAAUCUAUAGUUGAUUAACUAGGCGGGAGUAAAUUUAAAUUUACUUUAAUCUAUAUAUGUGGAUGUAAAAUAUCGUAUACUUACCAAGGACCAAGAAGCAAAACCAACACAGCGACCAACAAUACUUUGAUAUUUUCACUCUCCGACAGUGAUAUUUUACAGCAAUUAGACGCGAACCCUUCUUUCCUGUUCCCGCUGAACACCAUGCAAUGAAGCAAUGCAAUAUUUCCUGCAGUUAUAAUUAUUUAAAUUUAUCCACAUACUUCACAAAAGGCAAGAUAAAAUUGCUUGUUGCUGUUCGUACGCAAUGUACACAAAAAUCUGCGUUGUGUUCAGUGUUUCAGAUACUACACACAGUGAUCGAGGAUGUGGUCAAAAUCCCAAAAUAUUAGUUCUGUUUCCAAAAAUUUUUCGCACUGGGUUAAACAAUCAGCACGUAAAUUGGCUGUCUCAAAUUCAUUCUGAAUUCAAGAGGAUCAAUUUAUUCCUAGAUCUCAAAGUUAAUAACCCUGAGAAGUGCUUACGCCAGACGUCUCAACUCUCACGCAUUCGGCGUGAGUCUCACGCAAUUCGCUUCACUCUGACGCUCUCACCGUCGCAACGUUUAUUAAAUCUCACGCAUAUAGCAGUUUCAUAGUAUUUUUUUCAAUAAAUAUAUACCGGUAUAAUAUUGUAUUCUUAAAUGCACAUUAUUAAUCAUUAUACAGAUCAGGAAUCGAAUACAUAAUCGCGUGUUAUUGUUCCUGCAUAUAUAAUAACAACAAAGAUGUCAAUAAAUAAAGAUGUCAAUACGGCCCGACAUUAUGCAUGCUUUUGCCUGCAAAUUUGGAUACAAAAUAGUACGCAUGUGUAAAUACGGCGGACAAAAGGCAGAAUCAGUCAGAGCAGAAUUCUAUAUGUAAAUUAUCAAAGGCAAAUUAAAGCUGAUUACUGUAUGUCACAGAAAUACAGUACUAGUUAUUGUAACUAAAGUGCCUUGUCUUAAAGGACGUUAUGAAGCAAUCAGUAUUUCAUUAAAAAACACCAACUCCCAUAAUGUACGAAAUGCCAUUUCAGACCCCCGGACUUUUACAAAGGUGUCAUCCACAUCCCCAAUCUCACUCUUAACUUCUCUGCAAAGUUGAGAGGUCUGGCUUACGCGCCUCACGCAAUUUUCAAUCCAUCAAAACAUUAGGUAUAUGCAAUGCCUAUAGGAUACAUGUAAGUCAAAUACCCAUUGUCUGACAGUGAUGUGACGCUCUGACUUCUAGGUAAAUUUGGCAAAAUGCUGAUGACACAAAGUGCUACCGUUCAGUGAAGGAGAUAUCCGACUGUGAUGAUCUGCAGAAUGAUCUGGACAAUGUCGCAAGGUGGUGCAAUGAUUGGAAGAUGGGUGAAGAUAUUAUUUUGCAUGAUACAAAAUAUGAACUUCACUUGUUUUGAUUGAUUGACAUCUUUAUUUAAAACACGAGGUCCAUUUCACAGGAUAUGUUAUGUGCUCUUCAAUGGAGACGUGUACCUAUACUAGUAGACUAAUUACUAAUAAUUAAAAAGGUAUCAACUAUUUACAAAAGUAACAAACUACACAUGCAAAGAAACUAAUAUAAAAGAAAUAUUAAGAUAUUUUAGAUUUAAACUCAGCGAAAGAUUGAACUCUAGUGAGUUCGACGGAUAUGUCAUUCCAUAGGGUAGCUCCUCUAUAGGAAAAACGUUUCUUCAAAGGAUUCCGUUAAGGGUCUUGGUACAAAAAGUUUAUGAUUAGAUCCACGCACACUAUAUUCGUGUAUCAUUGACGUGGAAGUAAAUUUUCCAGACAAGUAACUAGGAACCAUAUUAUUAGCAGUUUUAUACAUAAAAGUUUUGAACUGUUGGGUACGUCUGGUUUCAAGGUUAGUCCGAUUCAAUGAUGUUAAAAUAUCUGAUGACCGGAUGUUAUAAUCAGAUUCAGUAAUAAUUCUUGCAGCCCUAUUCUGUAAUCGCUGUAACUUUUGUCCAAGACCCUUACCUAGGCUAUCCCAGACAAUACUACAAUAAUCAAAUAAUUCAAACGUAGUGAAGUGAUUUUUCGCUAGUCUAGUUGAUAUGACUUAUUAAGUGCAGUUCUAUGCACUUAAGAGUGAAUGUCAGUAAAAAUCGAACAUAUGAGAUAUUUCGCGGCCACGACUGAAAAAUCGAUUUUGCUCAAAUUUUGCCCAGAUAUACCUUAUUAUAUCGGAAAAUGCACCAUAUAUUUUUUUAGGCCAAAUGCUUUUUUAACUUUGAGAAAAUGCCGUUUUAACACGACCACCCUAAAUCGCCAUUUUGUCUGGGAAAAUAUGCGCUAAUUUUACCGACAAAUUUCACGACGACAACCGUUUCUAAUCGAUCUAAAACCCCAAAAAUCUUGUUUUCGGUUAUUCAAAGGACCGGGUACGUGACUUACAAGAAAUCUGAGUUACUUUUAGGAAUAGAAAUAAUCGUAGUUUUGGAGCACACUAUCUUACUUCAUUUACGAUACCCUCUUAACAAAACCGAUUUUCACUAUGGGAUAAAGCUCCAAAUCGAUCAUGCUUCUACUAGUUGGCUCUUUAAUAAACAAGCUUUCAAUUGACGUAAAUACUUAUUUGGGCAAAUGAAUACGCGAUAAACGACAACGCGCUGAAAUCGUCCGUUUUUGACGUCUUGCAAGCAAACGCUGUUAAUUUACAUACCGUCGAAGUAAACAAUUUAAUCAAGUAUUCUAAGUAUUUUACCUUUUGAGAAGAAGAUAUAUUCUUGAAUGGAGACUUUUUGCCUUGCUAAGUUUAAAAUUGGUCCAAAAAUCCUGAUAUAUUUGUAAAAUAUCAUCAUAUACAGGUAUUUUGAGAUAUAAUAUUGUUGUCAGUUGCAUGAUAACUUCAGAUCACUGUUCAAUAUUGUCUACUUUUAAUAGCGCUAACAUACAAAUCGAUGAGCUGUUUAGGGAUUAUAUUUGCUACUAAAUUUCCCAAAAUUAGAACUUCAGUUGUUGUUUUGUUCCAGUUUGAUCCAUAUGAUGUACCAUUUUACAAGCUUUUACAUAUCGACUAUGCUAUCGAGUAUAAAUGUUUACGAAUACAUAAGUUAAUUAUUAAGCAGCUGUUAAUAGCGUGCGUGUGAAAUGAACAUUAAUCCAUACAAGGUUUGUUAUUUUAUUACAUAUUCUACCACCUCAAACUCAAAUUAUAGCAAAUAGUUUAGAAUAAUUAUUUUAAUGUGUGUUCACUUUGAUGCUCAGUUAAAAUAAUCAGUAAAAUUACUUUCUUUUGAUACACUAUUGUUUAUUGAUCUUAUUAUAUUCCACAAGUACUAGUAACCCAAAAAUACAGCAUUUAGAUAUGUUACCCCAGUGCGACACCAGAAAUUAUUAUUGUCUCCCCACACGUCGCGUUUAAAAAAAAUGGAAGCUUGUUGCUCGUUUAACGCCAGAUUAACCAUAGGGAUUAACCAUGUGUCAGAUGCGGCAAAUGCCACGGGCCUCGCGCUUAUGGGGGCAUUGCGCUUUACUGUGCCACGCCCAUUUUUACGAGAACACGGCCAUUUUCUGUUGGGACACACCCAUUUUAGGUGCCUCGCGAAUUUAGGGCCCCUAGGCUUGGCAGUUGGCCCCAGCACGGCCCCGGGAAGAUAUGCAAUACUCGUGUGCAUGUAAUCUCCAGUUGCGUUGAGCUGUUAUAUUAUGAUCCUGUUUAUACAUGUUGACCCAACAACUGGGCCAGGCAGGCCAUUGUCUCGUUUAUAAUUGAUGCUAAUAAAUUGAAAUAUUGAAAAAAAUUAUUUAACAAUUUUGUGUGUCUUUAAAUUCAAAGAUUUUCAUAACAAGGCGGAGAGUGGGGGGAGGGGGAGGGGGUUGGGGGCCUCGCGCUAAAAUCUGCCACGAGCCUCGCGCGACGUUAAUCCGGCCCUGGUCACUUGUCGGUAGUUCUUGUGGUUUUAAUGCCAAUUGCCAAAGAACGAAAGAGAGCACCGAUGACUUCCCCCGUCGGAGAAUUACUGGCGCAGCCCAGGCCAGCUCAGUGAAAUAUGGGGCCCAGGGCCAAUUAUAUCUUUGGGGCCCCGGUGAACCACAAUAAUUCCCCUCCCACCCCUCCGUCGACAAACUUUUUACCCCCUUGCAAAUUUGUAUUUGCCGGCCCUCCUUGAGCUGGGGUCGCGGAGAAAAUUGCUCCCUUUGCCCCCCCUCCCCCCUUGCAAGGGCGGCCCUAGCGCCACCCCUGUCUUAUCAUAACCAUCUACUUCAAAUAAUUUUUAAAGCCCUGGUCUUUUUCAAGUAGUUUUUUGUCCCGAAAAAGUAAAAGACUUAGAAAUGGUGAUUAAAUUAUUUACUACGGUAUGUUAUUUAAUAACGAGCAAGGGUUAUGGUAAGGAUUUAAGUUAUAAAGUUGGUGUUUGGAAUAGGGUUAGUGUAAAGCUUUGUUACGUUUUGUCAUUCUGAGGCCAGCGAAAUAACCUCUUACGCAACAUGCAUGCGUACGCGUCUACUAUCGUCAAGAAACAAUCAAUACGUAUAAUCGUUGUGGUCUGUGGGAUAUUAAUGAGAUUUAAAGACCUUGCAGUUUUAACACACAUUAGCCGAAUUCAUAUUAGAGACGGGAAACUCAUAUUAGACGGGAAACUCGUCUUAAAUUCGAAUUUAUCCGUCCCUAAAUUCAUAUUCAGGCGGGUUUUCACAGACGAGUUUCCGUCUAAGACGAGUUUCGCGUCCCUAAUAUGAAUUCGGCUAUUCAAAUAUAAGGGCUGGUAAACUAAAAAUAAAAACUCCUUAUAUUGAUAAACAUAUUUAUAAACGUUCAUUUCAUGUCACGCACGCUAACACCUGCUUAAUAAUUAACUUACGUCUUCGUAAACAUUAUAGUCGAUACAUAACUGGUACAUUAAUUUAAUAAUAUGGACAAAAUGGAACAAAACCUCUGAAAACAGCAGUUGUAGUUCUAAUUAUUUUGGUAAAUUUAGUAACAAAUAUAAUCCCUAAACAGCUCAUCGCUUUGUAUGUUAGCGCUAUUAAAAGUAGACAAUAUUGAACAGUGAUCUGAAGUUAUCAUGCAACUGACAACGAUAUUAUAUCUCAAAAUACCUGUAUAUGAUGAUAUUUCACAAAUAUAUCGGGAUUUCUGGACCAAUUUUAAACUUAGCAAGGCAAAAAGUCUCCAUUCAAGAAUAUAUCUUCUUAUCAAAAGGUAAAAUACUUAAAAUACUUGAUUAAAUUGUUUACUUCGACAGUAUGUAAAUUAACAGCGUUUGACUUGCAAGACGUCAAAAACGGACGAUUUCAACGCGCUGUCGUUUAUCGCGUAUUCAUUUGCCCAAAGAAGUAUUUACGUCAAUUGAAAGCUUGUUUAUUAAAGAGCCAACUAGUAGAAGCAUGAUCGAUUUGGAGCUUUAUCCCAUGGUGAAAAUCGGUUUUGUUAAGAGGGUAUCGUAAAUGAGGUAAGAUAGUGUGCUCCAAAACUACGAUUAUUUCUAUUCCUAAAAGUAACUCAGAUUUCCUGUAAGUCACGUACCCGGUCCUUUGAAUAACCGAAAACAAGAUUUUUAGGGUUUUAGAUCGAUUAGAAACGGUUGUCGUCGUGAAAUUUGUCGGUAAAAUCAGCGCAUAUUUUCCCAGACAAAAUGGCGAUUUAGGGUGGUCGUGUUAAAACGGCAUUUUCUCAAAGUUAAAAAAGCAUUUGACCUAAAAAUAUAUAUGGUGCAUUUUCCGAUAUAAUAAGGUAUAUCUGGGCAAAAUUUGAGCAAAAUCGAUUUUUCCGUCGUGGCCGCCUUAUGUUUGAUUUUUGUGGACAUCCUCUCUUAAAUACUUUUGUUAAUGAGACGUUUUGAAUAUUAAACCGUGCGUUGGACAAGGUUAAGUAAGACUCUGCCGUCUUGGAACUUUGUGGAAUGUCUUUUGCUAGGUUUGAUGCUACCUCAUUGAAAUGCGCGUUUAAGCUAUUUGCGAUCUCCUCUGGUUUUGUCACAUUUUGAUUGUCAUGUUGGAUUUCGGAUAUUAAAGUUGUUUUUGACUUUUUUCCUGUAAGUUUAUUAAUCGUUUUCCACAUUUCUUUAAAAUAAGUCGAUUUUGUAUUUUUAAUUAAUCUGUUUAGAUCGUUACGUGUUUGCUUAUAGACAUCAUGAAACUGUUUCGAUCCUGUUUUAACUGCUUUUUUUUUCAAAAAAUCUCUUUGUUUCAUAACUUGCCUAAUAUUAUUUGUGAUCCAUGGAGCAUACUCACUUCUAACCUUUUUGGUAGUCUCGGGAGCGUGAAAAUCAGCGAUUGAUAAAAAUGUUGUUUUCCAUUUUUUCCACAUUAUAUUUGGAUCAAGCAUAGUAUCCCAAAAUAUUCUGUUGUGUAAAUAGAUGAAAAUAUCUGAUUUAAAGUUGUUCACACUGUAAUGCUUGAAUUGUCUUGUUUUAAUAACUUUUGGGUCAUUACGGGGAAUAGAAAUUUUUCUUUGAAUAUAAAUUAAACUAUGGUCACUAAUUCCCAGAUGGAUGAUUCCUGAACCAUUUAUUAAUUCCGGUUUAUUUGUGAAUGCUACGUCUAUUAACGUUUUCGUUGUGGACGUAAUUCGCGUUGGUUCAUUAAUCAAUUGCUUAAAUUGAAAAGUUCCUGCAAGUUGGCAAGUUUGUUUGUCUGGGAUUAGCUUUAUUGUUAAUUAGGCGAGACCAAUCACAAUUGAAGUCCCCAAUCAAAAUAACUUCUUUAUUUUCGGAGUCCAUUUUAGUAAUUAAAUCUUCAUAGUUGUUAAACAAUUCUAGUGGUGUAUCAGGUGGUCUAUACCAACAAUUUAUUAAGAGAUUUCGAUCCUGAUUUUCUCAAGGUUUUCGUCAAAUAGAUCGUCUCUUAUUAUGUAAUGUGACGGUAUCUUGAUUUCAAUCAAACACUUGGUUUUUUAAAAAUUGUUUUACGUUUCCUGCAAGGGUAGAUGUCCCUCUUUGGUUUAGAUGUAGUCCAUAAUUAUUGAGAUGAAUUUUAGUUAUAUUAUCAUGUUUAAUAAGACCCCAGUUAUGCUCAGUACAUAGUUCAUCUAGUUUCUUAUUAAAAACAUUUACCUUGUCGGCAAGAUUCGCAUUAUCAUUACUAGUUAUAACUUCCGAGAGUGUAAGCUCAGUUCCAUUUCCUUCUUGAGUAAUUGUUUCUCCGAGUCUGCUUAUCGCCGUUAUUAAUGUAACUGGUGAUUUGGUUUGAAGGUCGUUCGUACCUACAUGUAAGACAACAUGGUUUGGUUUUUUCUGAAGUGUUGGUCUAACGUAAUGUAUCAUCUCGUCUACACCGGCCCCAGGAAAAGUUUUAAUCGUGACUUUAUCGUCCAAUCCGUGUUGAAUUUUCCUUGGAUUCAAGUGUUUUAACAUGGAGUCACCCAGAAUGGCAACAGUAGGGCGGUUGUGCUUCGUGUUCUUAGGUAUAUUUGCUUCUUUGACUUUCUGUGAAUCUUUUUUAGAGUGUCGGUUUCUUUCGUGUCGUUGGUCUUGUUUUGGGACUUGUGUCGCGGUAAUGUCGUCGCUACGGUUAUCAGAUACAUUAUUGCUGUCUGAUUCACUAUCGUCUAUGUCCGAUAUACUUAAAGCAGUAUACUGAUUCUUUUGUUGCACGGAUUCUUUUGCUUUGACAUUUCUUGUACCAACAGGAUUAUGGGCUGACGUAUUUCAUCCCUCCAUGGUCUUUUUGCAGUUGUUGACAACAUUCCAUGAUGCCUGUUGUUGUUCUUGAUCGUUUUGAAUAAUUUUAAUGACCGUAACUAAACUAUUCUUUUCGUUUUCCAAGUCCUUAACUUUUAAAUUCAGGUCGGACAUAACGCACUUAUAGCUGUUGAUUUGCUCUUUAAGUGAAUCAUUUUCUUUUUUUAAUCUGGCAUUGUCUUUCGUGAGAAGUUUAUUAACAGCCGAUGACUGAUCGUUGACAGAUGAUUUAUUCAUGGCUUCGUUCUCUCCUCUUAUAAUAUUCUCAUUAUAUAACUCUAUUUUUGUCUCAUGUAUUUCGCUCUCGAGGUUGUUGAUCUUUUGUCCCAAUCUCUUCUCAAGUUUUUGCACCGUGUCAAGUAAAACUUUGAACUUGUCGUUUCCGUUUGUAUUUGUUAAGCUCUCAUCGCAAUUAGUGAUGCAAACGACCGAAUCGUCUUGGCCAGUUUCGUUUGUGUCGGUAUCAAUGUUGUUUGUCGUUUGAGAAUCAGCUUUAGUUAGGGUGGCAAGAAUUCGAAGUUGAGAUUUCAUAUCUUCGCUCAUGUUUCCGUUUAUAGUAAGUGAAUUAUUAUUUGAAUACCAUCUAACCACGACCUCGUCCAAGUCCAGCAUUUUACAGUAACCGCUUGACGACCAUUUUGUCCUCUUCUCUGUAAUUUCGUUCAUCAACGUUUUUAGGCUUUCAAAGCUGCCGUGCCAUUUGAAUUUCCCUUUUUCAUUAACUGUGAGGUUGUUUGCUUGGCUAUUCACUUCACUUGUGUGAUUAUCAUUAUCAUUAUCAGUUGUAUUUUUGUGUAGAUUUUGUUCAAGUGUGGAACUGUUCAACACACAUCUGUCCGCCAUCAAUAUGUAUCUAAUGUCUCAAGACUAUGCAACAUAUAUAUAUAUAUAUAUAUAUAUAUAUAUAUAUAUAUAUAUAUAUAUAUAUAUAUAUAUAUAUAUAUAUAUAUAUAUAUAUAUAUAUAUAUAUAUAUAUAUAUAUAUAUAUAUAUAUAUAUAUAUAUAUAUAUAUAUAUAUAUAUAUAUAUACCGGGUGUCCCAAAAAAAAGUACUCCGGUUUGAUUUAUAAUAACUUCUAAACAAGUAAAGCUAUCAAACAGAAAUAACUUGCAUUGAAUAGAGGAAGGACUAACUUAGAUUUUGAUAUAUUACAGUUGUAUUUUACUGAAAAAUUCACGGAGAUAUUAAUGUUCAAAAUCGGGAGCAUAUUUUGGGAUGUGUCUAAAAUUAGCGAAAAUCGGCGUAUCAAAUUUUAACUCCAGCGUUUGUUUGCUUAAUGACAUAUCAGGGUAAAUUGUAUUUCAGCGAAUUGUCGUUAGGGUUUGUAAGGGAUAUGGCGUAGAUUUAGACAUCUUACAUGUAAGUCUUAACUUAUUGUUUCCUGAAAUAUGAACGUUCGAAAUUAUGUAAGUAUUUAAUAGGUCUUUGCAAACUUAAGGUACUGAAAGACCAUGCAAGGCAGGCGCUUCAAUUUUUCUUAAAUAACCUAUUUUUUAUGUUUUUCAUGGGUUCAAAACAAAGUUGAUUAUUUCUCGGUUAGAGCAGGAUGAAUAUUGUUCUUUAAUGGAGGAAAUAAUAUUGCUUUUUGCAAAUACACAUCACAGUAUCAAAGCUACUAUUUUGUUACGUUUUGUUCCAAAAAUGUUGGAUGUCUCUGGGGAGUUGCAUGCUUGUUAUGUCUUUACUUAAGGAGUUGUAUGGUUUGAUUGUGUUUCAUUCUCAGUUUAUUCUGAACUUGCCAAGAUUAAGAAAGUCAAAAGAGUUUGGGUGUUCUUAACAAGAUUUCAGAACGUUGCAGAAGUUAGAAAAUUCAUUCAAUGUGAAGUUAGAAAAUUCACAAUUCCAAUGUGACAGCGUGCCCUAAUUCAGAACUACGAACGAUCCAUGACGAUCCUUCGCGAUGCAGUGGUCUCAUGAAAUAAGGAAACGUAUUCGUGCUAGGAACACACGCGGAUUUCGGACGAAUAAAUCUUGCUUGUAUUUUGUAGAUAAUAAUACUUUGUUUCAUAAUAAACAAUUUGUCAAGUGUCAUUUAUUUACAGGUAAUAGUGCAUGUUUCAGUUGGGUAAAUCUUGAUUAAUAUUUGAUACGCUGUUUUUGGCAUAUUUCAGACACAUCAAGAAAUAUGCUCCCGAUUUUAAACAUUAAUAUCUCCGUGAAUUUUUAAGUGAAAUACAACUAUAAUAUAUCAAAAUCUAAGUUAGUCCUUCCUCUAUUUGAUGCAAAUUAUUUCUCUUUAAAAGCUUUACUUGUUUAUAAGUUAUUACGAAUCAAACCGGAGUACUUUUUUUUGGGACACCCGGUAUAUAUAUAUAUAUAUAUAUAUAUAUAUAUAUAUAUAUAUAUAUAUAUAUAUAUAUAUAUAUAUAUAUAUAUAUAUAUAUGCAUAACAAUUAACAAAGAAAUCAAGAUUCUUGUUUUGUUUUCUGAUGCGGUCAAUUAUUUUUAACAAUGCAUCUUAGGAGUAGAGAAAAACAACGACGACUGCAGAAAGACUCACCUUUUAAAGUCUAACAAGUGGGAUGCUGCAAAAGAUGUCCUCCUUGCAAGCAAACGCCUCGAAAACUUGGAGGAAUUUAGGAGAACAUCAAGGCCAUACACUAAGAGAAAUGCUGAAUACUGGUCAACAACAAUAAAAGAGAGCAGGGCAGCACGACGGGAAAAUAUGAAAACCCCUGAAAAUAAUGGCCAUACUCAAGACAAUGGGUUGGAUGCUGUACACACUAUGAGUCCGCUUGAGAUUCGAGUCAAGCUCCGAGAAAUGGGUUACCCAACUAGAGCACGGAAUAUAAAGCGGCUCCAAGAGCUAUACCAAAUGGCUAUUCAAUCAGCUUCGGAACACUAAUUUAGAAACUAUACUUGUAUAUGAAAUAUAUUAUGUUAAAUUAAAUUAUUGGCCUCUUUAGUAUAUAUAGUUUUAGUUUUUCCAAAGGCAUUGUCGGAGCCUGGCAAAGUUUGCCCUUGCGCAACUCAAAUGUCAAUGGAGACCAGGAGAGAACUGGUUUGACCUUUAUGGGAAAGUCAACAGCCUUUCCUUCUCCAUUUUCAUUCAGAAAAUACCACCAGUUAUUGGGCAGGAAUUUAAGUCGAGAAACAUCAUUCUUCUCAAGCAUAAGAUGACCACGAUGAUUCGACUCUUUUCCUCUCUGGUGAACAAUAAAUCUCCACACAUCCAAGUGCAUUGGCAAGUAAAUUGGAGAAAAGGAAGCACUUUUCAGGCAUGAAACAACUCCAACCGCAAAUUCUCGGCAUGACUCCAACAGCACAUCAUCAGAUGGUGUCAACGGUCUUGAAUAGCUCCUAUACAAUAAAAAAUUUAUAAAAAGGCAUGAAACUCGCACCAUUUCACUUUAAAAAUUAUCAGAUGGGAGGGUUUAAAACUUGUGCUUUUUUCAUAUAACACUAAAUACUUCAAUGAACACACUGCAUGUGAGUGAAACCUCUCUAAUUUAUAGCAAUGAUAAAUUUUAUCAACAGCAUGUCCAUGAAAUUUACCAACCUGAGUAAUAGUGAAUUGAGAUUUUCACUUGGCUCCCAGGAGCAGCUCUCAAUUGGCCAACCCCGCCAUUGAACGAGAUACUCUUCAUUCUUUAUUAAAAGGUUAUAAAGUAGUUAUUACAAAUAGACAAUAUCCUAUCAAUUUUAACUUGCAAACUAACAAUUUCUAACGAAGUCGAAGGUUGGAUUUUAAAGAUAUGAAAUAAUCAAAUAAAGUGAAGCCAUACGUACCCUUCCUUUAUUCCUUCUCUCAAUCGAGCGUUCGACUUCGUACAGCUUUCCUUUUUUACGGCUUCUUUUAGUUUCGUUGUAUAAUACAACAGAUGAAAGCGAAUUCAAUUGUUGAUAAUCAAUUGACUCUCUCACGCGUUUGGCGGCCAUGUUUCUCUCGCAUAAUAUUAUAUGCGGCGGACCGCUGCGUUAAGCGUAGGCUCAAAUGUCUUAAAUUUCUGGCCAUAACUAAACUGCCUUUAUCGAUAAACUUUGAGUUCGAAAUAAAAUGAUUCCAAAUUCUCCCAUGUAAAUAACUUUGCUUAGUAUAAUAAAAAGUGUAAUCAAUAAAUAAACACUGAAAUAAUACGCUGCAUGUCUUGUUUAUAUUUUAUAUACGCAACGAUCGGCUUUUAAAGUAAUUACAGUCCCAGAUUACAGUAUAUUAAAAGCAAACAAUGCAUCAAUAUUAGGUAUGUUAUUAUACGUAAUAUAAGCUUCAAUUUAAGGUAAAAUUCAACAACAAACGCUUCGCAAAACGUUUGAAAGUGUUCUUUUAAUAUAGAACUAAACUGCCUUUAUCGAUAAACUUUGAGUUCGAAAUAAAAUGAUUCCAAAUUCUCCCAUGUAAAUAACUUUGCUUAGUAUAAUAAAAAGUGUAAUCAAUAAAUAAACACUGAAAUAAUACGCUGCAUGUCUUGUUUAUAUUUUAUAUACGCAACGAUCGGCUUUUAAAGUAAUUACAGCCAAGAUUACAGUAUAUUAAAAGCAAACAAUGCAUCAAUAUUUAAAACAAACUUACCUUCGUUAACGUCGGCACCUUUACUUCCUUCUUUUAGCAAUCCUCUUGCCUUUAUUUCAUCAAAAUCCUUUGCAAUUUACAAAAUCUUGCAAAAAUGAAAUAUAUUUGCAAGAAAUCAUCAAAUCAAUUUCGCUGUCGUCAAUCGUCAUGCAGCCGUUAUAAUGCCAAUUUUAAAUUGGACCAAUCAGUGUUGGCUAUUCAUUACAGUCCGCUAUAUUAUGAGAUCAGUGAGGAUGACCACCCACCGAAACACGCACAGUGACCCACGCCCGCGAUAUUUGAUUAACUUUAGACUUUGCUAAUGCUUCCCUUCCCCGGGUGUAAAUAGCCUGGGGGAAUUAGUACCCUCGCACGGCGCUUCGCGCCGUCGGCUCGGGGAUUAUAAUCAUAAUAUUAGGAAAUUUUAAAUAAGUGUAGGUUAUAAUAGUAUAAAGUGUAAUUACUCUGCCCCAGGGGGCGGUUGUUCUAUGCUGGACUAGCACUAACCCUGGGUUAAAAUUUAGCCUGCUGUUUUAGAUUGUGUAUUUCUACACGUCUGUUUAUUUCAAAACUUCAAAGAUCUCUGAAGAAAUAUUUCCAAAUUUAUAGACAAGCUGUCAGGUUAAUUAACCUAGGGUUAAGCUAAUCCAGCCUUGAACAACUGCCCCCUGGAGAAAAAUUGACUGUACAGUGCAUAAUUAUAUGUGUAACCUAUAAUUAUAUAUUUACUAAUAAAUACAUUUAAUAUUCUUAUCUAGUAUUUCUUCAUAUUAAAUUAUUACGGCUUCAAGUGAACAUGACAGAGGUACAGUUGCAGCAACUUGAUGUUGCAGAAAUAAGAGGAAAUAGUUUUAUGCAAGAAAUAAAACUCACUUGGUGGCAGUUAUGUGACAUAUCUGCUUGGUAGAUAAUAUACAGAUAAUUUUAUCUGUAGGGAAACUAUACUGUCACAUAACUGUGACAGAUAUGUUAUUGGGCCAAAUUCCUAUAUGUUGCAGAUAUGUGACAGAUAUCUGCCAUAUAACUGUGACAGAUAUCUGUCACAUAACUGUGACAGAUAUCUGUCACAUAACUGUGACAGAUAUGUUAUGGGGCCAAAUUCCUAUAUGUUGCAGAUAUGUGACAAAUACUUUCGUACAUAUGUUUUGCAGAUAUUUUACAGAACUGUGACAUAUAUCUGCCACAUAUCUGUCAGUUGGUUAUACAUACAUAAUUUAUUCAAGAUAACAUUACAAAAAUCUUGAACAGGAAAUCGUGAGGUUAACCCUGCAAUAAAAUAAUGUUGAUGCAACAUUUUUUAGUAACUACACAUUGAAUCAGAAAGAAAAGUUGUCAAAAUAGGUCGCGACGGUUGUUUGCAAAAUGUCGCUUCUCUCUGAAAUGGCUUCCUUUGCGGGAAGCCAUAAAAUUGAAGUCCUAACAAAAACUACCUUAGCAGUUCUUUUGGGUCCAUUGCUCACUUAUUUAUCAUGAAAUCGCUUCACUAGAACAUUUUUAAUACUGUCUAUGGAAAACUUUGUAAUUUCUGAACUAAAAGUUUAUGGUUUCGAGGUGUUUAUUUUAUAAAAUAGCACGCGCAACAAAAUGACACUAAUGUGGUUUCUCACAUCUGACAAACAACCAAAAAUGAAAGUCCUUAUUUCACCCUUUUAUAGCUAUGUGGAAUACCUGAAUAUUAGGUUAUCUUUUUCAUUUGAACAUAUAGAUAACAUUUCUACACAAUAGUCCUUAUGAAGGCUUAUGUCAAACUAAAAAAGCGAUUGUUUUUCAGAGCCAGACUUCAAAAGAGAACGCAUGUCUGACAUUUUAUAGCAGCCUACAUUGGUGCGCAAAAUAAUUUUGGCUAAAAACCGUUGCUUUUCCAACAAAAACAUGAGAAAAUUGAGCUAAAAGUCUUACCUGAUGUAUGUUUAAAAUGUUUUUCUUUUUAUGGUGUUUUUCAGUGCUUUGAGUAGAGAGGUUAAUAGCUUUUGGUUUUGUCACCACAAUUUGCCUUUGAUUUAUUUUGAAAAUAAAUAGAUUCUAGUACCAUAUAUGUCCUUUUAAAUAUAUUUGAAGUAAUUAAAAACUUGAAAGAUGUACAAGCACUGUGUUUUGGCUUGCACACUUUGUUGAAUUUGAACACUUAGUUACUGUUCUAAAUUUCAUGUUGUAAACAUCUUGCCCCAAAAAAGCAAAGGAGUAUAUUUUACAAUUUUUGAUCAUUUUCUAAUUCAUAUCCCAAUAGAUGAAAAUUGGUUAUAAUAUAGAUACAUACUAAUUUAGUGAAUAAUUUUUUUUUUGGUUUUUAUAUAAAUUUAUGGAGAUAAUAUUGCCCCUUUAGGUGAUGAGUGACAUGAAAAACAAAAUGUCACUGCUUUACAAAUAAAAAUUCUCAUUGAAAAAACUAAUGAUAUAUAUAGGUAUGCAAGUUCAUUUCAACUAAAUUUGGUCAAUCAUAUAUCAAUAAUAUUAGGUUGAAAAGACCAGAUUUUUUCAUGCAACUGUUUCUGAGAUAUUGCCAUUUUGACGAAAGCUCUUGAAUUCAAUCACGUAUUCGCCAUAUUGCUUGGACAUUGGGAGGUAGAAACAUUGUAACAGCUUGCGCGUUAAUGAGUUAAACGUAUUUUUGUUUCAUAUCAUGUAGUUCUUCGACCCUAAUGAUCCACGGGAAGGAGGUAACAAAUUAUAUAACAAUGUUAUGUUGUGGGAGUUUGAUAUUUCAACAUCACCAACAUCCCAAGCAAUCCCACCAUGUGACCCAGAUAGUCAAGAUGAUGAACUUGGAUAGUGUACUUCCACCAAUAGAUUUACAUCAGCCAACUGAUUGUAAUUGUUUCAAUUUACCAAUAAAUCCUGUUUGCCUGAUGGACAUUCAUACACACCGAAUGUUAGAUGAUGAAGCACCUAGUGGUAGCAGUGUUGAUGGUGAACCUGAAGGAGGUACAGUGAAUGUAGAGAAUGAAAUGGAGGAAAUUCAGCAGUUGACUGAGAUGCUGGAUGUGGAAGACACUUAAGGUGGUGAAUAUGAAGACGAUGAGAGCAAGGAUGAGAGUACUGAUGGAAAUACUGAAUUUGAUGUUAAUAUGUAUCCUGAGAAAUUUGUCAUGGUUGGAUCCUGGCAAGAAGAAAGGUAUCAAGGUGCUCUUGCGAUAUGCAUGUGGAGAAGGUCAGCAAAUAAAGAAUUGGACUCCAAAGUGGACAUGAACCAGACAAUGUUCGAGAUACAUAUGCAGUGAAAUUUUUGGUGUUUCACAAUGAAAAGUGGCAUAUAAUUGGUUAUUGUGGAGUCAACAAAAUUCCUAAACUUAAGUGUGCUCUGCAGCAAAAUGAGAUACAAUCAAUCGGAUUAGACAGUUUGAAAAGAACAUAUGCAUACAGAGAAAGAAAGUUACUAUACAGUGCCUCAUUAAUUGUCAAACGUGGACCAUGGGAUAGAGAUGAUCCAAUGAAUAACUACAACAGCCAUAUAAAUUGGUAAGUAUUAACACUACGUAACUUGCAAUUCAAAGAGAAAGUUAAAUUCAAAUUUUAAUUCACUCUUAGGUGGUGCCAGCAUUCUCCCUUUGAUGAGUUUAGAAAUAGUAAAAUAAUAAAGUAUGCAUUUAAAGUCACAAUACAACUCAAUCAUGCUAUUUAUUUGGGAGAGCAUAUAGAUCACAUGCGUUAUAGAUCACUUUCAUAAAUGGCUGUCAGUUAAUAUAUACAUUGUUCAGAAGUAAUUAACCCGUUAAGUUGCAUUUGACCCGAAUGCACCGUACUUUAUUAUUUUUGCCACACAGUUUUACUAGUCAAUGGGAUAGUGCUGGCACUCAUUUGGAUUACAAUCAGGCCAGUUUUGUACCAUUUUAUAUAUGUAAGUAGAGAGCAAAACCCAUGGAGGUAAUUGGAACUUAAACCUUCCUCCUUUGGAUGUCCUAACACAUCAGGGAUGGAUUUACUGGGGGGGGGAGGUGCACACACCCCCCCUAGCCCUGGCCAGAUGGGGUGCAGGGGGGGUGCUAUUUUGAUAAAGCAAAAAAAAACGAAAUGAGAUACAAUAAUUUGAGUAAUAACAUGAUGAUAAGUGAACUGUGAACAACAAUUACAAUUCAAAUACAGUACUUGAUGGGCGGGCAGAACACAUGACUGACACAACUCGGCAGUCGGCAACAGCGCACCCCCCUACCAGAUCAUGCUGGAUCCAUCCCUGUAAUACAUUAUACUAUUAUCAGAAGUAGAUUUCUACCUAGUACACAAGAACAGCUGUCAUACAUUUCCCCUCUAAUUUAGAAGCUGUCAAGUCUCAGAACCUGGAACAUGCUGCCCCCAAUUAUCAAUUACUUUGAACCUGUGAGUAUGAUUCAUAUCAUUCUGUAUACUACACACAAAAAUCUCACAUCUUGUAACAAGUCUGCCAACAAGCCGUCAACAAUUCGCACUGCUUGUCACAAGUUGUCAACAUGGGUGCCUCACAGUGCUUAAUUUUUGGGUUGGGCAGACCCAGAGGCCCCAACUCCAAUGUGCCAAAUGGGGGUCCCCAGGUUCAGGUUGUAGAGCAAAAAUAUGGGCCAGGGAGGCCUCUGCUACAGUAGUAUGUUACAAUGUCAUCUUCUGACCAUGAUCAUAAUUCUCUAAAUUCUCCACCCAAAGUCUGGUAAAUUGCAUUUCAGAGCUCGAGAUUCUAUAUUCAAAAUUCCCUAAGAAAACUUGUGCGCAAACUGUGUGACACUUGACUCCUACAAGGGGAGUAUUUGAAAAUUUUGAAUAUGUUAUGCCACUGGGUAGUAUAAAGAUUCUACAAACCAAUAGAAAGCAUUCCAAGAUUGGUCAUCUCUCUCUUGUCUUAUGUUAUUAGUCAGCUCUCACAAAGUUUGGUCUUUCAGCAAAUGGUAUGGGACAUACUGAAUUGGUAGACAGUACGGUUUCUUGUUGCGACGUUCAUCAGAUAGAAGAAAGAUGAAAACAUGAGUUGCUGUUGGUUGUCUUCUUUUUAUAAACAAAUUCCUCAUUAUUUCUCCCAAUCAGAUGUCUUUUCACACAUGCUCUUCUGUACAUGCAACACUUGAGAACUUUGACCAACAGAGACUUUCAAUGUUUUAACAUAAGAAAGCAGACACUGACAUUGUUGUAACAGUUCACUAUAUUCGACUCUCUCCCACGAAAGUUCCAUAAGUACUUUCUUUGAUGUGUUUGGUUUUUUAAAUUUUUCUGUGUAUGCCUUCUGUGCCUUCAUUACACCUUGUGUUAAAAACUGCUUAUCAGUUUCCAGAUCUGUUAAGACUGUCUCAAUCAUGUUCAUCACUUUCUCAAUAUCAUUAUGCGGUGAUGCCAAUUUUUUAAAUGUCUUCAAUCUUUGUUCAUAAUCAUUUCAGAAUCAAUCAGAAUCAAGUUCUGAAGUGUGCCAUCUCCUAAAUCAGAGUCUCCAUUCCAAACACCUUUAACUGAUUGCUGAAGUGCUGGUAUAAUAUCACACCCAUCACCUUUGAUCCAGAAACGACCUGAAGGAUAUGCAGCUUUCAUGUCUUUUAGUCCUUGUUCCUAAUAUGAAAAGAAAUACUUAUACAUUGUUUAACCUGCACAGGAAUCUGCACACACGCAGCUUUCAUGUCUUUUAGUCCUUGUUCCUAAUAUGAAAAGAAAUACUUAUACAUUAUUUAACCUGCACAGGAAUCUGCACACACACAGCCUCCAGAAAAUGGAAAAUGUUGGGAUUUUUGGUCUUAUUUUGUUCAAAAUCCUUGUUUUUAUUCUUAUUUAUAUUAGUUCAAAAUGAGCAUAUAAAUUUCUGGGAGGGAGGGGGGAGGUGCAAAAUAUUUGGGAGGUGGUGCAUCCUCCUAUCCAGAAAAUCUGUCCAUGGUUUUUGCACAGCCUUUUUGCAUGUAACUAAAAGGUAGGUAACAUACCUGUAUUAUAGGCUCAUCACUGAAUUGUGAUGAUGCAGUUUUGGUUGCCACUGUCCUGGUUGAAAUACAGGCAACAUUCACCAUUGCCUAAAAUCGAUACAGACAAGCAAAAAAAAUUUAAUUGACACAGUUGUUAUAAUUUAAAAUGCUUAAAAUGAGUUACCAUUGUUUUGAAUUUUAGUACAGUUCUAAUAUACUCAUUUUUACAGGGGUAUAAUAGAAACAUUUUCCAAGCCUUAAUUUCUUAUACAGUGUGUAUCAAAAUAAUUCGAAUCCAAAUUUGACAGACUGCUGUUUAUAAAAUACUAAAGUAAACCAUAUAAUUUUUAUAUGGCAAUAAAGAAUAGCCUAUCAGGUUUCCGAUUAUAUCGUUCUUAUAUCAAUAAGAUCAAAAAUGACCAAGAAAUCAUGUGUUAAAACUGGCUGCUCGAAAUCAAAUUUUUCCGCCGAUGGGAAUUCGAAGUGAGACGUACAAACAAAAGAUAAUGCAAAUUUAAUUAAUCAACAAACUGUUAUGUAGCAAAAUUUACAUAAAUUCAUGUUCAUUUAAAGAGAUUUAAGCUCCUAUGCUUUCAACAUUUUGAACGAGAAGAAAUUCGUGUUAAAUUUGCAUUUUAGUUUUCAGUGAUGAUUAGCAUUUCAAAGCCUUGUGGGACUAACUUUGAAAGAAAAAAUGUCCAAUUCCCAUCGGCGGAAAAUUUUGAUUUUUACGGACUUUUUUUGUCAAAGCAAUACUCCUUCAUUUUCCAACUAAAUGACACGUACAGCAUGUCAUUUGAAAGAUAAAUAAAUGAACUUAACAAUGGUGUAAAAACUAACCGAAUUUGUCAAAUAUAUUCUGCGUUAUUACACGCCAAAUUUGGAUUCGAAUUAUUUUGAUACACACUGUAUAGUUAUACCCUACUGGCAUUCAAAGUAGAGGUGUGUAAAUCCGAUCCGAUUUUAAACAUUACCCAAUUGUCGGAUUAUAAACGUCCAAUCCGAUGCACCUCUAAUGCAAACUCUUAUCAAUUAUCAAACACAAUUAAUUGCCAUACAAUACUACUGUACAUUAAAUAUAUAUUUAACAAAAUUAAAGACCAAACAACAGUGAACAAUAAAUAUAUAAUGGUUGAAUAAACAAUCCAAAGUACUGACCAUUAUUGGAUAACCAUGAUAAUUUUCAUCAACACCACUCCACAUUGGGGCCUCUGAACAGACGAUUAAAACAUGUGGGGAACUCUGCACACAUACUUUCAUGCCACUGAAGAAAGUCAUCAGGCAUCUUAAUCUAGAUGUGAGAAAAAUGGAAACAAUGACAUUAUAAUUCCUGUUUUAUUUUUUAUCUAAGCCAUACUUGGUUUGUAUGUUGUUGCUGUAUUGAAUAAUUAAAACACAAUAAAUUAACCAACAUCCAUUGAUACAAAUCAUAUUUUUAUCAAUAUUUCAGGAUUUUUCACUCUAGGAAGUCAUACUGUAUUGUAACCAGUAUUUUACAAUAAUGUACAGUGACAUUUACAAACAGCCAUGUGUCUACAGUAUAUGCUCAAUAUUGAAAAUAGCAAACAUAUUCAUUAACUUUUGGCAUGAUAUCAUAUUUGGCAUGAUAUCAUAUUAGAGAGUAUUGAAAGGGGGAUAGGAACAUUUAUGCAAUUGCAUUAAUAUCCAAAAUCAGUACCUGUUUUACAUGUGUACAACUGAAGAACUCUAUUUGAUAUUCAACCAAUCUAUUUGAUAUUCAACCAAUCCAAAUGGCAUUCUGUCCAUUGGAAAUACAGGCUCAUUAGUACCAGGUUUAGUAUUGCACAAUGCCAAGGCAAAUUUAUACAACAGGUUGUUCUUGUUGUUCAUUUUUAACAGUUCCAUUGCUUUAAUAGACAUUGAACAGUAAUUACCAGGAUUAGAUGUUAUAUUAUGUUCUAAAGCCAGGUGCAGAAACAGUUUGUUCAACACAUUUUCUAAUUGAUCAUUGUCCAGAAGAGUUGUAAGCUUUUUAAAUGCAUUUUCAACUGUAGGCAAUGAUUGAGUAUUGCUUGUUGGUGGUGGUGGUGGUGGUGGAGGAGGUGUUGCUGUUGCCUGACUACUUAUCUUAGGUUUAGCUUUAACAGAUCUAGAAUUAGCUUGCCUCCUAUCAAUCACAAGUUCUGCUAAACCAUCAGAUAAAGUCAAACCAUAAUGGACUUCAGCAUCUUCCAAUGUUGCAAACUUUUUCCUGUACAUCGUAGUAACUCAUCCUCGCAGCCGGCGAUCUGUAUAAAAAGCAUACAAAACGGAAUAAAGAAUUAAUAAUGAAUGGGAGCACAUUUUGAUGAUCUUACUAAAAUAUCCUCAAUCUCACCUGAAAACAUAUUAUCUCUAGGGAAAUUGCUAGAUAGUAUACUUCAAAAUAAGGUUUCCGUUUUUAUAUCAAUUUUUUAAAUAAGUUAGGGUUAGAUUAGGGUUGUGGUUAGGGUUAGGAUUAGGGUUUAGUUUUGCGUUAGGAUGGUUUUUUCUACGUUAUAAAAACGGAAACCUUAUUUUGAAGUAUACUUUCUAGCAAUCACCUUAUCUCUAGUCUAUGUUUAAUUAUGAAGGGGGUAGAUGUACAUAUGAAAAAGGGUUAAUCAACCCUUUUUAAUUAACCAGGUAGUGCACAAUAUGCCGGUCCUAAUAAAAUUCUUCUCAUACUGCUAUACCACCAGACAAUUUUACAUGUAUGUAUAUAUAUAAUAUCGAAAUAACUAGAAGAUUACACUAGGUAGGACAAUGGUAUGAAACAUAUCCAUAUCGCAAAUGCGGAUUUGAACCGCAGCUCGUUCGCAAUAAACUCACAAGAUAAAGGAUAAUAUAGAUAUUUCCUACGCAAUUAUAUUCUCUCUCUGAAGUCUCUAAAAACCAACUCAGUUUGCUUACGUCUACAAAAAUUUAACCUGUCAAUCAAAAGUCCAUAUAUGGAUAUCGCGUGCACUUAAUAGUUUUGUGUUCAUGACUAUAAUUAGGUAUUAAUUAAAUAUCAAUAUGUUGUACAAUUCUCAACACCCUCCCCCUGUUUGAUUAUGCAGUCAGCAAACAAUAAAUUGUGCUACUUAUCAGUUCAGUCAUCUUCACUUUCAACAACGUCUUCCACUCUCAAUUCUGCUGCGACUGCAGCGUCUCUUCUUCGUCUCCGCACUGAUGCUUCAGGAUUCAAGUCACUUUUUUCACGUUCGAGUUCGAUAGGUUUGUCACAUGACAGUUCUAGUGGAUACAAGUGUUGCACAGGACGCUCCAAAUAACUUUUCCCAGCUCUCAACUUAGCUCCUCUAACGAUUCCAUCUUUUCCUUUGAUAAACUCUUGUACUAUUCCCAAUUUCCAUAGGUUUCGGUUUUUCUCAUCACCACGAAUUAUAACAACUUCGCCUACUUUUAGACCACAAUCCUUCGAGCCGUCACUUUUAUUCACGCAAUGUCGUUCCCUCAAUCCACGAAUGUAUUCUUUCGUCCAACGCAACCACAUUGCUCCCUUUCCUUUGGCUAAAUACUUCGCUCUCUUUCUCAAACUCUGAUCUUCCAAGUGGUGGUGUUUCAGCUCCGGUAGUUGAUUGGUUUGACUAAACAGCAUCGAGUUCGGAGUUAGUAUAGGUUGCUGAAUAUCUUCUUCAACAUAGCAAAGUGGUCGUCUAUUCAAGGCUACCUCAACAUCGAUCAAUACUUCCUCUAGUUCUUCGUCUUUAUUUGUUUGUAAGUUCAGCUUCAAACGAUCUUCUUCCACUUGUUCCAGAUAGUUGUUCUGGACUCUCUGUACCCAGAAUUGUCUCUGCUCUUCAAUCUCCCGCGCUGUGAUUGGUCCAACUGUUCUGCUCGUUUUGGGAUUUCUUGCAUUUCGAACGAAUCUCAUCAGCCAUGCGCACACUUUCAGGGUUCUCCACAAGGUGGUUUUCGUAAGAAGGUCAUCAAGGUCGUCUGUUUGGUGUUCGACUGCCACGUUCACAAUCUGUUUUAUCACCUUCGAUUCCUUCUCCGACUCAACACUCGGCGCAGUAACAAUGUCUUUGGGCUACUUUCCAGGAUCUGACAACCAAUCCGGGCCAUGCCACCAAAGACGGUGUUCUUCAACGACGAUCCCGCUUCUGCUGGCAACGUCCGCUGGAUUCUGAUCGGUCGGGACGUGUUGCCACUUUACAUGCUGAUGCUCACAGAUCUUCCUUACGCGAUUCCCGACAAACUGCUUUAAUUCUCCGCUGCCGAGAAUCCAGUAGAGUGCCACGCUGCUGUCGAGCCAGCACGCGACAUUGGUGAUGGGAAACCCUUGCAAUGCUGUUUCAACGUUGAUAGCCAAGUUAACGGCCAUGUGGCCUGCUAGGAAUAGUUAGUCCUGCUUUAGCCAACCGUGCUUUGGAGGCCACUAAUCCUUGAUACGUCUUCGUUGGUCGAGCAACAACGGCAUAGACAACAGCUGCUACUCCUUUACCACUGGUGUCUCCAAAACUGUGUAGUGAGACUUCGUUUAUGGGCUCUUGACUUUGAGGUAGCGCUCUCGGUAUUUCUACAAGACACGGAAGUUGGCUUUCCCAUUUCAGCCAUUUCUUAACCAGAUGUUUAGGCAAGGUAGCAUCCCACAGACAUUUUUCGUUACAAUGCUCACAAUAAAGAAGUUUUCCUCCAAGGAUAAUUGGCGAGACAAGUCCGAGAGGGUCAUAUAUCUUAGCUACUUUACUGAGAAUUCCUCGUUUGGUUGGUGUGCUCUCGUUCUCUGGAAACGUAACUCCGAUUGUGUCUUUCUCUUUGUUCCAGUUCAGUCCAAGUAAAGUUGUUUCACCGCUUUUUACACCGAGUUGUUCUUUAGCGUGACUAAGGCUUGCUUCUUGAUCUGGAAUCUCUUCCUCUAAGGAUUUCACGUUAGAAUUCCACUUGUUUAGCUUUAACAACGCAGCUUCGAAAAUUUCGGUUGUAGCACUCUUUAGCUCUUUCACUUCUUCGACCGUUUGUCCGCCGGACAGGAUAUCAUCCACGUAAAGACUGCGCUCGAUCUCUUCAACUUGUUUUGGUUGCUCAGUUCGUGCUAAGUUCAAAUGGUGCUGUAUUACUCCCCCAAGGAGGAACAGCGAAGGUCCAAGACCAAACAAUGCUCUGGUGAAACGUAACGUGCAGACUCGCAGUGGAUCUUUGUUCUCUAGCCAGUGGAAACGCAACGCAUCUCGGUCGUCAGGAUGGAUUCUCACCUGGAGGAAAGCCUUUUGCAUAUCUGCUGCGAGUGCGAUGGUAUGAAAUCUUCCUCGCACCAAAACUCUCCACAGUUGGUUCUGUAGCGGAGGACCCACUUCCAGGCAGUCAUUUAGGGAUGGUGUUGAUUCAAUAGCUCUAGCCGAGGCGUCGUAGACAAUGCGUGUUUUGGUGGAAGCAGCAUUCUCUCUGACUACCGUCUUGUGGGGAAUAUAAAACUCUCUUCCGAUGGGAGCCAUGUCCGCUUUCUCUACCAUUCCAUCUCUGAGCUGAUCUUGAAUGAUAGCGUCGUAUUCAUCCAGCAUUUCGUUCUUCUUAAGGCGUUGUGUAAGCGUUUUCAGUAGUCUCAGACUUCCUUGUUCAUUCGAUGGAAGCGGAGGGUGGUUUCCCUUCCAUGGAAGGUGAGUUUGGUACCAACAUUCUGGGCUGCGCUCUAGUUGUUCAAGGAACUCGUAAUGUACCAUACUUUGGUCACCACAAGGACUGUCUUCCAACCCAAGAACAUCCAUUCUGCAAAGGUUUUCGUAAUCGCUGGUGGUGGUCUGAGUCAAGAACAUACUUUCCAUGUUUACUUCUUUUCCUGUCAACAUUAUUGUCCAUCCAAAUUUGGUAUGUUCAGCUACCAGCUCCCCCAUAGCCCCUGCUCGUUGAGCUUCAGACGUCUUGAUCUUCGUGUAUUCAUUCGUUCCCAGUAUAAGAUGAACCGGAAGUUUGCUCUUCUUAUCAACAUCAUCCAUACGAACUCCACGUAGAUGGUUAUACUUCUUAAUCAUUUCUGGAUAAUCAGGGUUAUGUAGCGACAGCAGUUCGGACCUUUCAAUUCUAGUCACGCAUACCGGAAUUUCGCAAUCGCCCUUGAGGUUGCUCACUUUGAUGUCGUAGACAUGGAUAUUCUUUGUCUCGAUCCCAUGAUGGUUUGAAUACGUCGGUUCAGUGUGGUUUUGGCCUUUAGCUUCAGUAGAUCUAACAAAUAUGCCGAUGCAUAUGAGCCUGUUGCACCGGUAUCCAAUAGUGCUCGACAUUUAGUCCCAUUUACAUUGACCACUACGACUGGAUGACAUACUUUCUCGCCUUCGGUUGAUGCUGUCAUUGCUUUCUGUUCACCGACAACUUUAUCACAUAUCGAGGUGUGAUGUUUCUGUUUACAGUUAAGACAGUUCGUUCGACUUCGGCACUGGGCUGCGCGAUGAUUGUUCCCAGUGCAGUUAAAACACAGACCUUUAUCUCUUAACUUCCGUUUCCGGUCUUCGAUCGACACACAUUCCUUACACUCGGAUGACUUAUGAGAAUUAUCAUCACAAUAUACACAGCCUCUUUGAUGUGACCCACUUUGUUGUAUGUGGAAACUCUUGCACAAUCCUGAGGGCUUAAUGGGAGGUGGGGAUUCAUUCAAUGGGAUAGGGUGGAUAUCUUUCCAGAUUUGUAAAGCUUUAACUAACUCCGGGAACCCCCACAUUUGCCAUUCUGUUUGCCCUCUAACUAGGUCAGCCUUGAUUCCUUUCAACUUGUUUAAGACGCUCCGCACCAGUCCCCAACACUCGCUUAAUUUCCCCAAACUUUCCAAAGACUGUACGUUAUAUGCUAGUUUGUGAUAAAAUUCAUGCACUUUUAAAGGCUGAGAACCCACAACGACUGGUAGAGCCAUAAUAUUUUCGAUAUACGUAUUUACGAUUUCACUAACCUUCCCAUGUCUUCAAGAUGUUCUUGGCUCUUUCGUAGCCUUCGGUGGUAAAUUGUAAACUGUCGAUACCUUGACGAACUUUGGGUUCCAAGAGUUCCUUUAAAUAUGUGAACUUUGUCACAGCUGCCAUGUCUGAGGAGUCAAUUUCUGCUUCGAAUUUAUUCCAGAACGGUAACCAGUUCUCAAGUGCCCCGUCAAAUUUCAUAAUCUCAAGUUUCGGUAAUCUUACUUGCUCUGAUUUCGCCGCUUUCGUUGUUGUUGUAUGUUUUAUCGCUUUUUGAAGUUCGCGAAUGCCUCUUGUUUUCGCCAUUUAUAUUGCUCUGCUUUCGACGCCACAUCAUCUAAAUAUUCUCGCAAGCGUGUUAUUUCAGUGUCGCCUUCAUCGAUUUUUUCUUCAAUUUCACGGCCCCAAGCUUCUACGUCUUUAAGUAAUUCGCCUUUCUCGAGUUUGCUCUGCUCGACCUCUCGUUUUGACUCUUCGAUCAACACUAUGACCUUGCUUAAAGCAUCUUUAUGCCUUUCGAUUUUCUCAGGAAUACCCUUGUCGAGAACGUCAUUUGUUUUGUUUAUUGUAAGACUUAGUAGUUGUAUUUUUCCUUUUAGUUUCUCUUCCAUCGUUCGUUUGAGAUUCUUUUAUUACCAUAUUUCGUUCGGAGGUGCCACUAUAUCGCGAAUGCGGAUUUGAACCGCAGCUCGUUCGCAAUAAACUCACAAGAUAAAGGAUAAUAUAGAUAUUUCCUACGCAAUUAUAUUCUCUCUCUAAAGUUUCUAAAAACCAACUCAGUUUGCUUACGUCUACAAAAAUUUAACCUGUCAAUCAAAAGUCCAUAUAUGGAUAUCGCAUGCACUUAAUAGUUUUGUGUUCAUGACUAUAAUUAGGUAUUAAUUAAAUAUCAAUAUGUUGUACAAUUCUCAACAAUUCUUGUACAAUUCUCAACAUAAUUAAAUAUCAAUAUGUUGUACAGUUCUUGGGUACAGUAGUUACAUAAGAAUGUUAGAGGAAGUACUGCAUUGUAUAUGCUUGGCACCAUCACUCCAAAAACUGUUCUUUUCACUGAAUGCUGGCCACUCUCCAACAGAACUUUUUCCAUACUUUGGAUCUGUUUUGGCAACAGAUAUGAAUUCAACAAAUACUUUAUCUUCAUCAAAUGUCCAUUUAUGAUGUUUUACUGGGGAUUUAUUUGGAGGAGUCAGUUUAAACUUUCUGAUAGGAAACUACAAACCAAACAGCAAAAGUGAAAAAGUGAGAGGGGCAAUGUCAUACACUGUCAUGAGUUUAUUGAUAGAUGAACAUGAGGUAUAGAAGAAACACAUCUCCUAUACAUCUGUAAGUCUUUACAGAAAUACUGUUUAAAGUCAGUCUUAAAACAAUUGCCCAAUUUUUGGAACAGAAUUCUGCCCAACUAAACUAUACGACUAUACAAAACAGAAUAUAGCAAAAGUACCCCAUUUUCAAACCGCGAUUACUCAUUGGUUUACUGGAGCAAAUUCAUGUUUUAAAGCAACAGUAGAAAGAAUAAAUCUUCCCUGAUUUGAUGAUGUGUUUUGUUUUUAUUUUUCUAAAAAAAAGUGAAUUUACUUCUGCAUUAUAUCAAGGUCAUUUUAUUGGCGUGGCCACUGACCCGGAACAAGCAUAAUUACAAUACGUAAUUAGCAUAGCUAAAAAACAAUUCCUGUACCAAAUAAGUCAAAAAUAGUUUAAUAAGGUUCUUAAAUAAUACGAAGCCAAAAUCGCAAUGUAUUUCAACAACUGUUCGCCAAACGUUGGUUGAAAAUCGUAAUUGUGAAUAAUAAUGAGACGUAAUGCAUUUUGGGAAGACCCUCAUUCCUCCUUUGGAUGGAAAGUAAGUUGUAAGUUUUUUUUAGUAAGAUGGAAAGUAAGUUUUUCCAUGGAAAGUAAGUUUUUUAGUAAGAAUUCCAAGUUUGGUUAUACGAAAAUGUUUCUCAUGAACAACGUUUCUGCAAACUUUGCAACACUGGUGAAGUGGAAAACAAAUAUCACUCAGCCUUAUCUUGCCCGAAAUACGAAGAAUUAAGAAAUAAUUCUAACAACAUUCUCAAAAACCUAUUUUAUCUCAAUAACACAAUGGAAGGAAAACAAAAACUGUUUCAGCAUGCGAUGUCUUUAGACGAUCCAGUUCUUGUUAACCUGCUUUCUAAGUAUCUUUCUCUGUUUUUUGGAGAGAGAUAAAAGCCUCAAAUCCAUGGAAGAUUAGGGAUAACAAUUAGACUAAAAAUCCCUUAGAUAAAUAAUAAAACAAAAUAAACAAAAAAAAAGUUAUAUCUUUAAAUUAUAUACUGUUUUCCUAUUUGUAAAUAGCUUCUUACUAUAUAUUUUAAUAGUUAUAGCUUCGACAUUACUGACAUUAUAUAUACUCUACGCUUAGCAAUACCUGUAAUUAGGUCAUGCAAAUAAAGCUUUAUAAUAAUAAUACUAGUAUAACAUAUAUCAUGUUUUGUAGAAGGUGUAUAAACGGUAUGAUUGUGCAAUAUGUGUUUGUUAUAUUAAUAAAUAUGAAAAAAUAGUAUAGUUUCACUACCCAUUGGGUUGUAAUAUACUGUGUUUAAUGAAGUUUUAGAUGAACAUUGAGUCAACUGUAUUUAUUUUUAAUAGGUCAGUCUACAGCUGAGAAUCAGGAGAAUGUUAUUAAUUUAAUAAAUUUAAAGGUAUUGCAUACCUAUCUAUUAAUAGGUAUGCAAUAUUGCAGUCAAUUGUUUGUUAUUUAUAAAAAAUGUUAAUUAAAGUGCCUAUGACAAACUUUCACCCCAAAUGUUUAUGAUUGCAUUGUAAAGAUCACUUAAAAUGACUUACUAAUUUCUUUUAUAGAAUUUUGGUAUUUUGCUUCCUUUGCAAGGUAUUGAACUUUGUUUCAUAUGCAAAUAUCACCAGUGUGACAUUACAUCGCAUAAUGACCUUUUGAAAACGCAAUAUUUUACCUUCAAAAAAUAUUUUUACAAACAAAUACAGAGGGUUAAAUGAGGUUAUAUAUUAACCAAAGUUAAUAGCUAGUGAACCACUCGUGAUCCGGAAAUUGGGUGUCACUGUUGAGGUACGCCUGGAGUUGCUUGUGCAACAUAUGCUCAUUAGCUGUUUGACAUGCAAAGUGUACGGAACAUUUCCAAAGUAAAGCAACAUCUAUCGACUGGACUGCAGCAUUUCAAUCGACAGAAUAUCUCUUUGGCCUCCACACAGCACUCGCUGGUAUGGCCAAUUCUACAUCCUGACCUGAUUAGUUGGAGCAGUUGGGCGACUCUAUUCCAUCACAGCCAACUACAUCAAGAGCGUCAGCACCAGGUAACUUGUCUGUGGCGCAAGGUAUGUUUAAUGCCACUUCUGUUGUCAGUGCUAUAAGUGGUAGUGUCCCUGAAGCAAAUUCUUCAAUACCCCCACCUCAACCAUCGCUUAGUGUGUUCCACCCCACCAAUGACAUCCCCUCCACUACUCCUGCCCCAAACAUCCCCAAUCCCAAUCUUUGUCCCGAGAAAGCCUUAAGCCUGGGCCCUGGUCCUGCCCCAAUCCCACCUAAGUUGGUCUCAAGAAUUUUCUCCGAUAAGUACAUUGAACUAACAGAGCUUUGCUAGCACAACGGAAGCUAGCAGAACUAACAGAGCUUUGCUAUUGAAGGUUCAACUAUCAUCCCAAGUCAAACUUGGACAUUUUGUUGUGGGUUGAAUGUUUCAAUAGUUAUAUGUCAGUUAUUGUUACUUUUCGGCCGCAUCGGGCACAUAAUCUACUCGCGUAUAUGGUGCUUAUUAUACGUACAGCCAGGCGUUUCAGCAAUAAUCUCCAGGAUUGGAGCGUUAUGCAAACAGACUUGUAUAACUUCCACACAGCAGCAAUGAAUCGCGUGCCUGAUGCACAAUUGUUUAAUUCUCGUCGCACUAAUGUUGGAUCAACCAGGGUGAUGCCUUAUGCCGAACCCAGUGGGAACCAGACUAGUCCCCAGUUUUGUAUGUCUUGGAAUGAAGGGUCCUGUGUCGCGCCGAGAGUUUCUUGUAGAUUUCGCCAUGCAUGCAACAUCAGUGUCUGCGGAAACCCCACCGCCUAAUCGACCAUUGGGCUUUCCAAAGUCGGGACAGGCGAAAUUCUCCCAAACGCACUCACAAACGGUCAACCUCAAGACCAAAAUACUAACAAUGAUGUUAAUAACUUGUUAUCUUUGAUUCCUUCUUCAUUUUUUUAUGUUAAACCCGGUUAAAGUUAAUUUUUCCCAGAGGAUCUCUUUGGCUAAUUCCCCUAUCAAUGUGGACAAUUUAGAGAUGCAAUUACUUGUACACCCAGACAGGACAGACUUAAAAUACAAUGUGUUCUUUCUGGUUUUCGCGAGGGAUUCCGUAUUGGUUUCACUCUGAUUCUGUAAAAUUAAAGUCUGCCUCUAGUAAUUGUCCGUCCUCAGCUGAACAUUCCGGUGUUAUCAAUGAUUAUUUAACCACUGACAUCCACGCUGGUAGAGUUUUUGGCCCAUUGAAAACCCCACCAUUUCCAAACUCACAAAUUAGUCGUUUUGGUGUGAUCCCCAAGAAAAACAAAGUUAAUGUGUGGCGGCACCUUAUCUUAGAUUUGUCUUAUCCGCAUUGGGCUUCACUGCAGAUGACAGUGCGCCCAAUGGCUCGCCUUUGCCUGCAAGCUAACAAACUUUAAUGUUGUUCACUGCACACCUAUCCCGAACAAUUAAAGCAAGUUCAAUUAAAGUUUAUCUGUCAGGAGUUCGGUCUUUGCAUAUUGAACAGGGUUUCAAAAACCCCUUAGAGAACUGUGUUCAUUUGGAGCGUGUUUUACGCAGAGUCAAACGGUUACAAGGGACUGGGACCAAGCAGCACCUGCCUAUCACUAUAGCUAUUCUUCAUAAACUCUACAAAAUUAUUGACUUAAAUCACUGCUUGGAUGCAUUAUUUUGCGCUGCUUGUUUGACAGGAUUUUUCGGUCGGGCUCAGGCAAAUCCACAAUUGCCUCUUCAUCUUCAAUAGUCUUACAAUCGGCUAUUUGUAAUUUGACAAGUUGACAAACUGUUUCAUCACGAUCAUCACCAUAAGACGGGCAUGUACACUGUUCCUUGUGUACAUCACAGCACAUGCGAACUGGGUCGAAAGGAUGAAUGACUGAAUACCCAAAGUAAUCAAGGAUAAUCUCUCUGCGGCACUCAUUUGCUUUCACAAGUGUUCUCAUUACUUUUCCUGCAUGUUUUUUUGGCUUUGCUUAUGUCAUACGAAUAAAUAAAAAAUGCAAGGAGAUAGCUGCCAACAUGCAAAAGUGAAAGCCAAAAUUAAGCAGCAAAAAAUUGAAAAAAAGCUAUGAAUGUCAAAAAUGCAACAAAAAGUUCAAAUCAAAAUACUGGGCCAAUGGCCCACAUCGGUACCCAACAGACAAAAUGAGAAAUUAAUCCACGUAAGCCAAAAUUAAGCAGCAAAAAAUUGGAAAAAAAGAACAUUUGAAACAGUUACCACUAAUUAACAUGUAAGUAAGCUAGUAUGGUAAAUAUAUGGUAAUAAUAUCGCUGCACGCAAUUCAACAGGCGGCAAUUGACACUGGUAUUCCCUUGGCCCCAGAAAAGAUUGAGGGCCCUACAACAUGUUUGACUUUUUGGGAAUAGAACUCGAUUCACUCCGAUCUAUGACAGCGUGCCUACCUUCGGACAAAUUGUCUGACCUACUAAACAUUAUUCGACUGUGGGUGAACAAAAAACAGUGUAAACACUAGAAAUACAUGCAUGCAGUAACCCCUCGCCAAUAUUUCCAUACAUUAAACAUGAAGUAUUCAGAAAUGACCAGCACUGAACGCAGGCUCGUGUUCAAGUGUUGCCAUGAUAACACAAUAUUCUUAAAUUUUUAUUUUCAUAUAUUUUGUACAAAACUGCAAAAUAUUUGAAAGAUUCGUCCUUUUAACUUGCAACAAUAAAUUUCCAAAAUAUAUACUGUAGGUAUAUUAUUUUGCAUUUUGUGAGCUUGGAUUUAAUGUAAAAUUUAACUUGAAAUGCUUCGUAAAAUGUUUUGAAAUGUUCAUUCAAGUAAACUACAUUUUGCCGAUAAAUUGUUUUUACUUAACAAAACAUGAUCAGUUUAAUACAAAUGAAAUAAAAUUGUUAGGUAAUUUCAGUUCAGUGUUCAAAUCAAUUUGUUCGCCUUUACAUUUUAAGAUUUUUUCUCAAAUCAAACGGUAAUUUAUGAAACUUAGAGCUUCUAUAGUUCAUGUUUUUUAUUAUGUAAAAAGUUAAAGCAACAAAAUUCGUAAACAUUUUAAAAAUAUUCAAAGCAAACUUGCCGUAUAUUUCCCGAUUUCCCGUAGUAAACCAAUUCUUCUCAUUUCUUCAAACAAAAUUGCUUCAAGCUUGUUGUAUAUGAAACGAUUUUCCAAAUAUAUGUCUUUUAAAAUUGAAAUCUUGCUUGCCAUAUUUUUGCGAUAAGUGAGGAUGACCACCCACUCAAAAUCGUCGCUCGUUGGUAAGCGCCCGCGAUGAUUGAUGAACUUUAGACUUCGCUAAUGCUUUCAUUUCCCCGGGUGUAAAUAGCCGGGGGGGAAUUAGUACCCUUGCAUGGCGCUUCGCGCCGUCGGCUCGGGGAUAAAGAGUUAGAAUCCCUUUGCCAAACUUAGUCACGCUUGUUACGUAGUUCCAGCAGGUCGCACAUUUUACAUUGCCUAAUCAAUCUUCUACGAGAUUCUAAGCGCUAUUGGAAAUGCAUUUGCAUCCCCCGGGAAAGUCAGUUAGAUCUACAGUGGUGGUUGGACUUCUUGCCAUCUUGGAAUGGACUCUAUUUUUCGAUCUUCCCGACUGGCCCUCCAGAUUUUGAACUGUCCAGUGAUGCUUCUGGAAAAAAGUGGUUUGGCAUUUAUAAUAAUGGCGCUUGGUUUUACAAAGCUUGGCUGCCAACUCAACAACCACUAGGCAUGGCAUAUAAAGAAAUUUAUCCAAUCGUGCUUGCAUGCCACAUCUGGCGUCACGCUUGGUUAAAUAAGCGCAUAAAGAUUUGGUGCAAUAACCAGAGCGUUGUACAUAUUACAUGCUCUGGCACUUCAAAAGAUGAUAAGAUCAUGCACUUGGUUCACACUCUUUUCUUGAUUACAGCUAAAUUUAAUUUUUGUGUUUGUGCUGCACACAUCCCCGGUAAAAACAAACAAGAUUGACAAAAGUGACAAAUGACAAAAGUUCCAUAGAAAAAAAUUAUUAGCACGUCGAGAAACGUAUUUUAAACAAGACGUGAAAUGACAAAUUUUUCCACGAAGUGCCAUGUUUUUUGCAUUUGUCCUCUGAGCCGAGCCUAAACUAUGCAUUUUUACGCUAUGCAUGUGGUAAGAUGAUCGAUAGGCCCAACAAGGGGCAUUAUAAAAAGUGGAUAAUUUCCCCGAAAUUUUGAAAAAAUAAUUGAAAAAAUUUUUGCCGUAAAUCACCUAUUAUUCCCCAUAUGACCCCCUAAAACCAUCAAAGUGCCUCUUAUCCUGUUACUGGAAUGUAAACACGUGCGAUCGAAAAAAAGCUCCGAAAAAUCACUUCUUUUGACCCCUUGGAAGGUAAGUUUCUUAUAAUUUUUCGUCAAUAUAUGCUUUUAAGUAACCCAAGUCACUAAUGGAAUGGUUUUUUAUUACAAAAUGAACUUAAAAGGUCAUGAAUUAUUAAUAUCGAAUUUCAUGUAAUUUGAUAGUAAAAAAUGUACCUCUGACCUAUUAAUAAAAACUGGAUGAAAAUUGAAAAAAAAAUUUUAAAUUCCCAAAAAUAUUUAUAAAUCCUAAUAUAAUUAUUUCAUUUCUUUUCUUUACAGAUUUAAUAAAAUGUCACGAUUUCUUGUGAAUAACCCAAAUCCUAGGGUUAUUGAAGAAUGCGCAGCCUAGGAUGAAAUUGAUGUUGAUCAUAUGGCAUUUAACCAGGCAGUGUGUGACACGACCCGCAAUGCAUCAUGGGAUUUUGUUUGGGAAGCUAUUUUAAUGCUCAUUUGCAUUUAGCUGCCGUCGAGUAAAUAUCUCAUCAAUAUUUAUUUAUGCCAUAGGGGUAUAAAGAAUUUGCUUCAUUUCCUAAAAGUGGUGACCGUGAAAGAAUGCCUGAGCUCAUUCAAAGGUCUUGUUGGCGCUGUCGAUGCAUCUUGUUGGAUACACAAAGCAGUAGCUAUUAGCUAUAAACAGUUUGUGACGAUCGAAGGUAAAUAAACCUUUGCGAAGUUGUGUGUUUAUUAUAUUAUAAAGAUUUUAAUAAACUGCACAAGUUUUUAGUAUACUUUAUAAUUAAAAAUUAAGCCAUUUUAUCUAGGGUUCUUCAAAUAUGUGAGCUGUAUUUAAAGCUUUUGAAAAGAAAAAACAUAGAAGCAAUAGCUGUGUUUGAUGGAUUGCCAUUGCCAGGGAAGGAAGCAGAACGAGCAAGGCGAAGCAGGUAACAAAUGCAUUAUAGCAUUUCGCACACAUUUUUAAUACGAAGUGACUAUAUGACCGGCAGCCAGUCACGGUUUAUCAAAAUAUAAAAAUAGGUACGCGCUGCGUACAUGUGGGUAGUCUGCAUUAAUUGUUGUUAAAGCUGGAGUGAUACGCACAACAAAAUUGCUGCAACAAAAUCUGAUUUCAACGCAUUUUAAGUAGAAAUGUUGACAAAACAUUUCAAUUAACAUGCGCAGAAAUCAGAUUUUGUUGCAAGUUGCAGCAAUUUUGUUGCCCAUAUUAGUAUAUUACUCCACCUUAAUUGCUAUUGUCAAAUUCCGAAUUUACUGAAAGAAAGUAUUAAGUAAAUUGAACACAGUUCAAAUAUUAUACACACAUUUAAUCACAUACUGAACAUCAGAUAUGACAAAAAUACAUAAACGACUGUUACAUGUAUUUUUCAAUAAGCAUAAACAGAUAUAAGAAGUUACAAAGUAUUUUAAUGUGUCAAAAAUAAUUUGCACGCUGAACAGACAGAACAGUACAAGGUCUUUAAUAUGUAUACGAAACAAAAUACUUCACACGCCGAAAUACAGACAGUACGAAAAACAGUUAAGACAAGAACAGUUCUUGUUCAAGGACAGCAUACAUCAAAGACAAAGGAUCAGGUUUACAGGCUGCAUAUAUACAAUUUUUGUGAAGUUUGAGUUUCAAGGAUAGUCCAUGCAAAGAUCUAAGGAUGAUGUUUUCCGGCGGAGUUGAAAAAGAUCAACAUAUUCUUUAUUUAGUGAUGAUUGAAUUAAUUAAACAACGACAUAAUCGAUCCCAUAUAUAUUGGUAAUGACAUUCAACUUGCUUUCAAUAUUCGACAAAUAUAUCCCAAAGACUUCGUGCGCUAAUAUUCCACUGCCUAAUCCUUGUGUAAACUGUGCUUGGCUUUCUAUUACAAACAUUAUGUAAGAAACGACAUACUCGAUUCUAUAUACCUAUAUGUUCGUCAACAUUCCUUCGAUAUAGACCAACGUAAAUAUCUCCAAUCAUCACACGCUAUAUGAUUAAUUACUAUAUUUUUCUAAUACGUAUAAAAUGUUUGAUCAAACUGAUAUGUCGUGUUUAAAUAUCACAUUACACGAUAUAAAACAGACCCUGUGCUCUAAUAUUAACUCCAAUGACCUUUGUACAAGCUGUGAGGAUACGUCUAGCCAACAGAAAUGUUAGGAUACGUCUAGCCAACAGAAAAAAAGCUAAAUAUCUACGACGAAACGGCAAUAUGAGCGAAGCCAACAAAGUACUUGCUGGGUCUGUGGAGGUCGAUCAUAAUCUUACUCUUCAGUUUAUACAUGUGAGUUUUUAAAUAUACAAAUUAGUUAUUCAAACAUUGGUUAAUGUUUAUACUUUAUAAACGUUCAACUGUAGUUCAUUGUCUUCUACGUAUGUCGUGAGAAUUCUGUACGAUACGUAGUAGCUCCUUAUGAGGCUGAUGCACAAAUAGCCUUCCUAGUUCAAAAUGGACAUGCUGAUUUCGCUAUCUCUGAAGACUCAGACCUGCUCAUGUAUGGAUGUAAAAAGGUUAUUUUCUAAACAGAUUGUUAGCUUCUUUAUCCUUUUAAGCAGGUUAAAUGCACAUGAAUUGAAAGAGUUUUAUUUCAAUAAAUAUAACAGGAAAUUUAAUAGAAUCGUUCUAAUUUACAUACACAUAUUAUACUGAAGGCCUGUUUGUAUUGUGCUUGCAAGUUAUCUAGUAAACCGAGUCAGGGUCUGUUUAUACAAGCCUGGUUUGCCGGGCUGGCCUGCUUAAAUGAGGCGCCUGGCUUUAUAUGUGACAACUGGACCAGCCUGUUUAGCUGGGAUCCCACUUGACUCAAACGGGGUGCCUACUUGACUCAAACAGGCUGAAAUUUGUCCAUGUAAAGUCACCAGCCCGGAUAGCCAGGCCAUGAAUGACCAAGUGCCCGGAUAACCGGGCUGACACAAAACCCUUGUCACAAAAAUAUUUAUAGAAAUGUAUAUUUUUCUGGAUAAACUCUUAUUUCUUAAGUUAAUCUUGCUGAUAAAGUAGUUUUUAAUUGAAAAUUUGUCCAAUAGAGCAUAAUUUGACUUUUGUGAGAACCCUUAACUCGUCGUAAACAAGUUUUCCAGUCAAUUUUCGAUAGCUAAUGUUUCAGCCCGGCUUAUGUCUCAUCCCGGCCAGCCGAGCUCAUGUAAACAGCCCCUUAUUCAGAGUGAGUUCCUGCUUGGCUGCAACAAAUAGUUUUCAUGUUUGCCUGUUUUAUAGCAUGGUAGGCACACAUGAAGGCAGUUAUGAACUUUAUAUCCCCAUGUUUUUUGCUCAAAUUUGUUUCUUGUUUAUCUUAACUUUAGUUAAUACCGUACUAACCCAUUGCAUAAAAAUGGGUUAAUGCUGUAUUAAUUUUAUUUUAAUAAUUUCCUGUGAAAUUGUUGAAAUGGAUAUAGUGCUGGCAUAUUUGGAAGUGAAUAAAUUGGCUUUUCUCAACAUAUGCAUAACAGCAGGAUGUGAUUACCUCCCAAAUGUGAAAGGUGUUGGAAUUAACAAGGCCAAAAAAAACUGGUGAAAGAGAAUGAUUUUCUUCAUCGUUUGAUUCAGAUUCCAGGUGCCCCGGAAGGAUAUGAAAAUCAGUUUGUUUCAGCUUGUGCUGUUUUUCAACAUCAGACCAUCAUUAACCCUGAUAAUUUGACAACUAUGCCUGUGCCAAUGAAUGGUAUGGAAUGA
Messenger RNA from Paramuricea clavata, 65990 nucleotides. Lineage: Eukaryota; Metazoa; Cnidaria; Anthozoa; Malacalcyonacea; Plexauridae. The record is from the annotation of a GenBank genome assembly.